CGCGGGGGGGGCCCGAGCCCGCUCCUGUGGCAGCGGCUCCUUGAGGGCGGCGGUGGCGGCGGCGGGGUGACGGCGAGCGCGUCUGCUGCGGAGCGCGGAGCCGGAAGGCGAGCCGAGCCAUGGAGCCGCGGCUGUGAGGAGCCCCCGGCCCGGGCCCCGCUCUUGGGAAGCCGGGCCGAGGCCGGAGCCGGAGGACAUGGACAAACUGACCAUCAUCUCAGGAUGCCUCUUUCUGGCCGCCGACAUCUUCGCUAUCGCCAGCCUGGCGAACCCGGACUGGAUCAACACCGGCGAGUCCGCGGGUGGGUCAAAGCACGGAAGGACCAGGCAGGACGGCUGGCGGGAGGCGGUGGCAGGGCAGAAGGGGGUCGGGUCGGGUCUGCUCGGGGCAGCGGGGUGGCAGCCUGGAGGCACAAACGCUGCAGCCGCUGUGGCGAGGGAUGGGUUGCUCUGCAGGGAGCCGGAGGGCUAAGUGGGGUCGGACCCAAGGCUCCUAAGCGGCUGGCUGCUGCAGGGAGCGAUGUGCUGCGCGCUGCGUGGUCUGUUUGUGUUUUGGAAGAAGGGGGGGGCGAAGUGCAUUGGGAAGAAGCGGGGGGGGGGGGCUGGAUCCAGCUCUCCCCACGAGGUCGGUUGCUGUGGAAAUCGGGGCAUCUAGACCUUCACCGUGACCCGACACUGUUCCUGUGUUUGGGGACAGGAGGAGUUCGGGGUUGGGGGCAAGUGUCGUGGCGGGGGAUUCCAGCUCCCCAAGCAGUUGGCCACGGUGGGAAUCAGCGUGCUGGACUCGAUGGGCAUUUGGCUUGUUUGUGUUUUGGAAGCAGAGAAAAAGCAGGAGGCGAAAUACUGGGGCAGGCGGAGGGGGAGAAGGUGUCCAUCUGGCCAGAUCUUGCUCUCAGAAACAUAACCUUUGUCUAGGGUGAUUCUUCGUAGAAAAUUGCUGUUUGCUGUCUUGCCUGUUGGUGAGUUUGUUAAGUACUUUCAUCAUCCCUGUGGAAAGGAGGGAUGAAACACUACCAAAUAAAAUCUGAGAUUGGAGGCUUUUAGCUGGGAAGUCGAGGGAAUCAGUGGUGCUGCAGUGGUUAAAUAGAACUUCCAGGUCCAGAGGCAGUAUGCCAGAGAAUAUAGAGUGCUGGGGCAACUUUAGAAGCGGUCUGUUACCUUCAUGCCUUGCUUAUUGGGUUUCCAGAGGCAUCUGGCAGCAAAUUAUAUUGGACUAGCUGAACCUUUAGCCAGAUCCAGCAUAGCUCUUCUUGUAUUUGGAAACGGAGAAAUAACUCCUCACCCCUUACUACACAGAGUCAUCAAACCAUUUCCUUGGAAUGGUAGGAGAUGCAGUAAACCCAGUUUGGGGAAACCACUGAUGGAGUGGGCAAAUAUAUGAGGGAGGGGUUUGAUCAUAAAAUGAGAAUGUAUGGGUGAAGGAUGGAGCAAUUUCAUUGUUAAAGUUUCUACUGCAUCCUUGUGGCUUUGAGGACUUUGGCUGCAAGUCACUUAGCAGGGCCCAGAGGUUAUCAAGUCUAAUCCUCUGUCUGAAGAUAGGUCCAUCAUGACACUAGCCCUCUCCAGUUACUCAACAUCUAGACUGCAUUCAGCUGCAGCUGAAAAUCAGUUAUUGUGUAGAAUGUGAGUUUACUGAAAAUAAAUAAAAUGUUCCACUGUUUGUUGUUAAUGGGAGGUUCUGCCCCAUAAUGUGUUUGAGAAAUGAAUGUGCAAUCCUGGCAUGGCAUCUGUGAUAAUUUACAGAAAAGUAGGAAAACAAUUAUCCUAACAGCUUGGAAGGACUGCGCAUCAGAUAAGCGAUGAAAGGCAGAUGACACUGUACUAAACUCUGGCAAAUUAUGUGAGUAUAAACUGUGUUUAGGCUUGAUAUUUAGUCCUUCAAAAAUUGGUGUAUGCUCCUUGCGUAUGAUGGUACACUAGGCUUGCACAGAUAAUAUCAUUUUUAAAGGAUCAGGGGAAUGAAAUUUGCAAACUAGCAUCACUCUGGGUGGGGGAACAAUUCUUGCUUUAUCCAUAAAGGGCAGUCAGUCCCAGCUGUUCCUUGAGAUGUGGCAAGUGCGAACAGGGCUGAAAGUAGUGGUUUGGAUCCAGAGUUUGUGAGAAUGGAAACUGCUUGGGCAACAGAAGUUUCCUUCACUAUGCAUCCCCCGAAAAAUGUUCUUUCCGGAGGUUCAGCUGGGCUGCCCUGAAAUUUUUGGGGUAUGGUGUGUGGGAAGAAAAUUGGACAGAGACUGCACAAGCACAGAGAUAGGCAAUGUUGUUGGACUAUAGCUCCCAUCUGCCACAGUAAGAGUGGCCAGUGGCCAGAGAUGAUUGGAAUUGUAGUCCCAACAAUGUAUUGAGGGCAUUGCAUUGACUACUUCUACCUAAAAAGAAGUACUCUGGCUUGAGUAACCUGGGUUUGGAGAGCUUAGAGUUCUUGAAACCUUUUUUUUUUGCAUUAUAUUACCCUGAUUGGGAGUGAAAGUCAGAGGGGAAUAGACAAGGGAAAUGCAUUACUAGAGAAAGAGAAGUUGAACCUGAAAUAAAGGGGUUUGUGUGUGUGUGUGUUGGAUACCAAAAACUCUCUCAACUGUGUUCAGACAACAUCUGGGAACAUCUAGGUCAUCUUUAGACAUGUACUUGCAUAUUUGACCCUGAAGAAAUAAGGGCUAGUCUGCCAUCUCUUAAUUGUACUAAAGCAGAUACAUUGUUAUGGUGAGAGAUAUUGCUGAAGGAAUUGAUCCCCACCCCCCUUUCAGCUUGAUGAAUCUGAAUUGGAUCACUAUUUGCUUUGUAAAUGUGAUAAUGAGUAGCAGCCACUUGAGGCUAUACUGGGAUGUCAGCAUAGGUUUCAUUGGUGCUGGUGUUUAGUUUUUCUGAUGCAACUGUAAAUGCUAACCUUUUUGUGUGUGGGUGAACUUCCUGAAAUAAGGACGUAAAUUGCAGUGCUAGAGGGUACAACAACCAGAAUAGAUUUAAUUAAUGCCAUGGAGUUCACCGCGUUGACAUGCAGUUAAGUCUACCUGAUACCAGAGGCUUACUGUAGUCCUCAGGGACAUUUUAUCCUCCUUUUGUCUUAUUUCUGACAGUACAGUCUUAGUUUUAUGAUAGCAAGUAGCACUAUUUCCUUGGCGUGCUGAUGUUUGUGAAUCUUGGGAAGUGCUGAGAAAAGGUUUUUUUAAUUCCAACAAUCAGCUAAUGAAAGUGUUAAGCACACACCCCCAUUAGUCAGUUCCUUUUAAGGGUUGGGCUUGUGGGAAAGUGGAAGGCCUUCCAGUGAUUAUGUGUUCUUUGGAAGCUGGAAGUAGCCUUCUGUCAAAGACGGACGACAACUCAUUGUUGCAUGUAUGUGCCCGUGUGAUCAAUGUGUAUAGGAUGAUUAACAAAUUUACUCUGAUCAGCUUAGAAUCUUAUAUUUGAUCCCUGGGAAAAGGCACUGGGAAAUAGAGAUGACAGAAGCCGGGAACUACUGCAACCAUUUAGUAAAUCUGGACAAUAUAGCUGUUAAUUUUCCUCUCUUUGUUUACGUUUUCUUCUGAUCUCUGCUUUGGAACUGCAAAAUUUCAGUGUAGGGUUAUGCUUCACACAUUCUUUAGAAGGCAAUGAGUCUCUAAAGUAGAUGGUUGCAAUCUUAUUGUGUGUUUGUUGUUCCAGUUACAUCGUCCCCUGUCCUCCAAAUCUCUGUUAUCAUUUUCAUAUUUUCAUCAUUCGAUUUGUCAGUUCCAUCAGGGCCUAAAUAAACCGACGACAACAUACAGUGACCUUCCGGUCCUCAAAAGUGCUGUGAAGGCACAGAGACCAUUCCAUCUUUAUGAGAGUAAAUUCAAGGAUUUGGGUCUCCUUACCUUUUGAGGAUGGGCAUUGCAAAGCAAGAUGGUUAGCAGUGAGGCAGUCAUUGGGGACUGGAGCAUGUAUGGCCACAGGCAUAAUAAUUCACUCUCUGCAGGAGCUGGAUUGCAUUUUUUAAAAUGCGUCAAGGAUGUCUCUUACAUUGUAUGCUAAUGUAAUGUUAUUGGCCUUCAUGUUUUUCCUGAAGUUUAAUGCCAGUAGAGUUCGUUGUAGACGUGAUUGUUUAUUUAAAUAUUUUCAUUUAGUUACAUUUCAAUAGUAUAUAGUUUUUCCGCUUUCUUUGAGGCCUCCCUGUGGCUACAGCAGUUGCUUUCUACUCCUUUUCUUGCUCGCAAGGAUGCGGUAGAUAAAAACUUGGUAGCGUUUGUAUCAUUAUUUGACAUGACUGUCCUAAAUAACCAGCCAUUUUUUUUGGGCAAAUAAAUAGAUAAAUCACUGGUUGGGUAAAUUUUUGUGGAGCCUGCAAAAGUCAGGUAUCUUGUUCUCUUUCUGUGUAACAAUGGUUGCUGCUUUUGAUGUAUACAUUUCCACUGGGCACUGUUCAGCCAUUGGAUAGAAUGCAGCAUUCUAAAAUUGGGCUAUUUCCAGUGAAAUUGAGGGCACCCGAAAAGUGGCCCUAUCUGGGGAAUUCCCUGAGAUCCCUGUUCUUUAUUUAGAUGAAACGAAUGUCACCCCUUUUCAGCUGCCAUUAAUGGCUCUUCAAAGUGGUUCACAAUAACACAACCAAAUGUUGAAACAAAAUAAAAAAAAUUCCUUCCAGUAGCACCUUAGAGACUAACUAAGUUUGUUAUUGGUAUGAGCUUUCGUGUGCAUGCACACUUCUUCAGAUACAGUCAUACCUCUUGCUAUGGACGUUUCAGGUUAUGUGUUUUCAGGUUGCGGACUGUUGGAAACCCGGAAGUACCGGAACGGGUUAUUUCUGGGUUUCGCGCUCGCACAUGCGCAGAAGCAGCAAAUCACGCGGGUGCCCGCACAGACACGGCACUUCAGGAUGCGACCGCUGCGGGUUGCGGAUGUGCCUCCAUCACGGAUUACGUCCUCAACCCGAGGUUCCACUGUACACUGAAACAGAAGUCACCAGACCCUUAUAUAUAGUGAGAGGGUGGGGAGGGGUAUUACUCAGAAGGGUGGUGGGAAUGGGUGAUUGGCUGAUAGGUGUAGUAAGCCAUCACCCAUUCCCACCACCCUUCUGAAUAAUACCCCUCCCCACCCUCUCACUGUAUAUAAGGGUCUGGUGACUUCUGUUUCAGUGUGUCUGAAGAAGUGUGCAUGCACACGAAAGCUCGUACCAAUAACAAACUUAGUUGGUCUCUAAGGUGCUACUGGAAGGAAUUUUUUUUUAUUUUGUUUUGACUACGGCAGACCAACACGGCUACCUACCUGUAACUACAAACAAAUGUGUUUGUGAGGCCCUCACAAUGACUGUUCCCAUGAAGUGUAUACAAGAAGCAUGUCCAAGUUGUUUGUGAAUAUUGUUGUUCUGCUGCCCAGAGAGAAUUCCCAAGAAGAGAGAGAUUAGCCUGUACUUUAACUGAUUUUUCUUGGGAGUAACGGAAUCUGUUCAUGGUCCUGGGAGGCCUGAUGUUCACCUGAGUCCUCUCUCUACUCCUUCUGGCUGCUGCUAGUCAGAUCAGGGAUGAGGAACCUGUGGUCCUCCAAAUGUUCUUGGAAUCCCAACUCCCAUCAUCUGCUGGCAUGACCAAUGAUUACUGUUUAUGGAAGUUCUGGUCCAAUAGCAUUUGGAGCACCAUUGGUUAUCCCCCCCACCAUCAACCAGAGGAGGGUCUGCUAAAUAGACAUUGUAAAAGAAAGCAAGUUUUUCAGGUUAAACGUUCUCCCUUAUUUGUACUGUACUUCUUUGCUAGUCAUUAAAUAUCAAUUAAUUUGAUGCUUUGGCUGCACUUCACGAACCUUGCUCUGUUGUGUUUUUAAAACGUGUUGCAAAGGUGCUAAAUAUCCUUUGUAACCUUAGCAAAUCUUAAGCUUCCACUGAUUUUUCUCAAGCUCUGUACCGUUUAGUUGGCAUUUUGGUGAACUUUGGUUUAGUUUGCUAUUUCCCUCUUUCGGUCCUAAAGAGAGAGAAAAUUAAUAGUCUUAACAGCAGAAGACACCGCAGCGUAUGAAAAGAACACUUCAUACUCUUGCUUUGAUACGGAGUGGACAUCUGGUAUGUUUCUGCUAAAGUGGCACAGUAAAGAUUUUACAGUGUGACUUUGUUCCAUUGGUAAAUACUGUUGCUUCUGGGCGUAAAAUGUGUGGUUUUAAUACUCUGUUAACAAAUUGUAUUUGUAUUUGCAUGCGGCUCUUCUACCAGUUGGUUCCCAUUUGGGUAGAUAAGCAACACAAACUCUGAAUUAAAAAAACGCCGUAAGAACAGCAAUUAAAAACAGUGGAUUGAAACUUUUAGCUUUUUUGGAUCCUGUAAACAAAGGAUGGGGAGCCUGUGGUCUUCCAGAUGCUCCCACAAUCUCAGACAAUCCCAGACAAUUGGCAAUGCAGGCAGGGGCUGAUGGGGGCAAGAGUCCAAAAGCACCUGAAGGGCCACAGAUUGGAGCAUGAACAGGGGUCCUCAGACAUGCUCCCUGCGUCAUCAGAUUACAUUUCCUUUUCAUCUGAGGGGAGUUUGCCUCAGUGCAGACUGACAAAAUGGGCAAGGGCUUGCUUUUGACUAGGCUUUCAACAUACUCUAAAGAAGUAUGUUGCUUCUGAAGCUCAGCAAAACUGCAGGGAAUGAGACAAGUAGCUUAAAUAAUGCAAACUGCCGCUAUGGAAAAGAUAGCUCAUGGAACGCUAGAUCUAGUUUCUUUGUUAUUUCUGAACUAUAUGAAAGUAUUUAGGCUGCAAUCUGAUGUGCAUUUAUCUUUGAACUAAGCUCCACUGAAUGCAAAGGGAGUGCCUUUCUCAGCACUUUUUCCUGGAGAUCUUUUGAACCUUACCAGGAAUUAAAUCAAAGAAUGUGAUCUACCUGUGAGCUUCACUUAAGUUGUGUUGGACCACCAUGAUAUAAAUAAUAGAACUGGGAUCCUUUGCCCCCCCCCCAGAUGUUGGACUCCAAUUUCUAUUGACACUAGCCAGUGGGCAGUUAAUGGGAGUUGCAGGGUUCAAAAUUAGCAGGGCUCCAGGCGCAUUUUCUGCCUAAAGAUUCUCCAUUUGCAAGCACCUCAAAAAGUCUGGGUGUCAUUUUUUGCGCCUGGCUGCCACUCAAGGAUUACUGAAAUGUAUGUGCUUUGAAGCCUCAAAGUGUAUGUUGUUGUUGUCGUUGUUGUUGUUGUUGUUGUUGUUGUUUAGUCGUGUCCGACUCUUCGUGACCCCAUGGACCAGGGCACGCCAGGCACUCCUGUCUUCCACUGCCUCCCGCAGUUUGGUCAAACUCAUGCUGGUAGCUUCGAGAACACUGUUCAACCAUCUUGUCCUCUGUCGUCCCCUUCUCCUUGUGCCCUCCAUCUUUCCCAACAUCAGGGUCUUUUCCAGGGAGUCUUCUCUUCUCAUGAGGUGGCCAAAGUAUUGGAGCCUCAGCUUCACGAUCUGUCCUUCAAAGUGUAUGUUAAGGAUAGACAAUAUGUUAAGGAGUUUAACAAUAAAGAGUAGCAUGUUCUGAAAACUGAAGUAUGGUACCAGUAUUUUUAUUGUAAACACCAAAUGAAACAUGUAUUAACAGUUUCUGCUAAAAGUGUGAUUUUAACAAUGUGUCACUUAUGUGAAUUGUGUAUUAGUUCUGCUUAUCAAAAUAAUAAAUAAAAAGUGUUGCCAACCUCUCCCUGCCCCCCCCCCCCGGUGACUAGACAUUCUGUUUUGGUGCCCCCCACCCAGGUCCCAGAAGCCGUUUAGCUCCUAGCUUUUCUGUCCCAGUUUCCAACACUGGGAAGUUGUAUUCCAACAACAUCUGGAGGGCCACGGCUUCCCCAUCUGUAGGUGCCUUUAUUUAGGGGAGAGGGAAGUUGUGCAGAAGAGAUGUUUGACAUUUUAAAGCUGUAACUUGAUUGCUGGAAACACUUGUGAGUUCUAAUUGCCUGUCCCCGCCCCAAAGCAAACCACUUUUCAAUGUAUCAGAAGGGAAGCUUGUGUGUUUAUGAAAUCUCAUAAUGAAUGCCUGUGCCUUCAAUUAUAUUUCAAGCAGUAGUCAAGCAGCUGCCUUGGGAGCAUCUGUUCAGUGUCAGUGUGCAACACAGAAAGUAACUGCGUUAUACCUGUCGUGAAAUUUAGAUGCUAAAUCCCUGCGGGUAACUCAGCAAAAUGAGGAACGCUCACAACCACUUAGCCUGAUACAUAUUUUCACAUAUGGCCAUAUUGGCUGCAAUUGAUAUUUCAGGCAUGCCGUCGUGUUGACUUGUGUGCAGCUACUGUUAAAUAGUAAACUUCAGUUGGCUGUGCAACUGUGAAAUGUAAUAUAUUUUUUUUUACAAGUGACCUUGCUCCUCUUCUCAUUUAAACAGCCCUGUAAGCUGAGAUACUGUGACAGUAAUAAGUUAUGAAUUUUAAUGAUGUAUUUUAACUGCCAAACUAGUUUACUCACACUGGCAUCUUCCAGCUUUCCCAGAGCAUUUUCCAUAUGGACAGUUGGUAGUUUAUCAAGCCGUUAAUCAAAGAAUACGGUCUGGGGAUAGGUUGCUCUGCUGCAUACUUAAAACAGGUCUGUUACAUAAAAAAGUUGCCUUCCUCUGAGUUAGACCACAGGACCAUUUCGCUCAGUAUUGGCCACACGGACUGGCAGCAGAUCUCUAGGGCAUGGGUAGGCAAACUAAGGCCUGGGGGCUGGAUGUGGCCCAAUUGCCUUUUUUUUUAAAAAAAAAAUGUAUUCAUUUUUCAUUUUCGUUCAUUACAUACAUCUCAAAUUCUUAACAUUUGCUAUCUAUUCCUCCCUCCCUCCCCUCCAAGACUUUCCCCAACUUGUGUUUCUGGUUGGUUUCUAUUUUCACCCGCUUUGCUAUCUCUCAACAGAAAAAGGUAUUAAUAACAUAACAUCAAACCUUGAAAACAUAGAAAUAAAAUUAAAUACAUCAUCUUAUUUCUCUGUCUUCCAAACAUUUUCUGAUGCGAAUAAUGUGAAUGUUUAUUUAAAUCCUGCCAUCGGGUCGAUUGCCUUUCUUUGUUUCUGCAAAUAUAAUAUGAAUGGUUCCCAAUCUUUUUCAAAGUCUCUGUUGUCUUUUUCUCUUAGUCUUUCUGUCAUUUUUGCUAGUUCUGCAUAGUUCUGCAAUCGCCUUCCAAAUCCGGCCCGCUGAUGGUCCAGGAAUCAGCGUGUUUUUACAUGAGUAGAAUGUGUCCUUUUAUUUAAAAUUCAUCUCUGGGUUGUUUGUGGGGCAUAGGAAUUCGUUCAUUUUUUUUUCUUUCUAGAAUAUAGUCCGGCCCCCCACAAGGUCUGAGGGACAGUGGACCAGCCCCCUGCUGAAAAAGUUUGCUGACCCCUGCUCUAGGGCUUCAGAUAGGGACCAUUUCCCAGAGAUGCUGGGGAUUGAACUUGAGACCUUUUGCAUGCAAAGAAGAUGAUCUGCGGCUGAGCUGUGGCCUUUCCUUAGCAUCACACCUUGCAUUUUGCACAUUUGCCCUUUACAAGUAGGUGCAAAACAGCAGUUGUGUUUCCUUACUUACAGCGUUACAACUGGGGAUAUUCUUAAACUCCUUAAGUCUAUAAAUGGAAUGUAGUAAGGAACAGAAUGAAAAAUCUACAUUUGUGGCAUUCACUUCAGCAUUGGCUGCAUUAAAUGGGAAAGCCUGGCCACAGCACAUCAUGCAUUAGUUAUUUCAAGAGUCAAUUACUGCAAUGAACUUUAUAUGGGGCUCCCCUUGAGCUUGAUCUGGAAGCUGCAGUUAGUGCAGAAUCCUGCAGCAUGAUUGCUGAUAGGAGUGAGACCUUGUCAGCAUAUAACCCUUGUGCUCUGGCUUGUCAGUUGUCUACUGGUCCAAGUUCAGUGUGUCGCUAUUAGCAUAUAAAGCCCUUAGCAACUUUUUAGCACCUGCUAAAAAUAUUUUUGUUUAGAUAAGCCUACCCAGAAAUCUGGAAUGUAGACGUGUGCUUUAAUCUGUUUUUAGGUUAUUGCUGGUUUUAAUUUUUGAAUGUUUUAACUGUGGAUAGCUCAGUUGGUAGAGCAUGAGACUCUUAAUCUCAGGGUCGUGGAUUCGCGCCCCACCUUGGGCAAAACAUUCCUGCAUUGCAGGGGAUUAGACUGGAUGACCCUCGUGGUCUACUCUUGUGAAAUAGUUGUUCCUAACUGUUUUUGCAUAUCUUUUUUAUUACCAGUGUGGUGUAGUGGUUAAGAGCGGUGGACUCGUAAUCUGGUGAACCAGGUUCAUGUCUCCGCUCCUCCACAUGCAGCUGCUGGGUGACCUUGGGCCAGUCACACUUCUCUGAAGUCUCUCAGCCCCACUCACCUCACAGAGUGUUUGUUGUGGGGGAGGAAGGGAAAGGAGGAUGUCAGCCGCUUUGAGACUCCUUCGGGUUGUGAUAAAGCGAGAUAUCAAAUCCAAACUCUUCUUCUUCUUUUUGUAAACAUCUUUAAUGCAGGUUUCCUUGCAAUCAAACAGCAUGCAAAUUUUAUUAAAUAAAUAAAUAACAGCAAGUCGUGGUUUAUUAUGAAUGAGCUGUAUUUGCUUCAGAUUCACUCCUCCUAUGUUGCCAGUGAGAUAAUAGCUUUCCGUUUUGCCCAAACCGGGAAUCAUGUUUAUUAAAAUCAAUCAUUUAUUAUAUUUUUAUCCCACCUUUUCCCUGGAGAGUCUUUGCCCUGGGGAAGACCUUGGUCUGUAUGCAUUGGGCAAUCUUUACAAAACUGAACUACAAUAUUUGAGCACCAGCUGGAGACCAGUUUCAUCCUUUCCUCUUCAAAGUUAUCAGCAGAUCCAGAAAGGUUCAGUCACUGCUUUUUCAAGCUCAUGCAGAUCAGAGACUGGGACAAAUGCUUCUUAUAGCUAGCGAGGAGGCAACAGUUGAAGUCUAGUUGUGUGAUCUCUUCCCCGGCCGAGUGCAUGGUUGACAUCCAGAUUUAUUGGCAGCAGAUUUAUUAAACUCUUUACAGUCAGCUAGAUGGUUUCUGCCUCACCCUUGAGGAAACGUGGCUCUAAUGAAAUCUGUCUUCCACAUUUACGUGGUAUUGCCAAAUAAAUAGGAGUAAUAAAGGGAAGACAUUAAGUUGAUGAUAUUGGUUCUUCCAUCUGAAACAAGAGCAGCUGAAUAAAACAUUUAAUAUAGCUGUUGCCUGAUAAUCAGGUUAGGGUUAAUAUUUGGCAUAAAAACUUAAUUUUUCUUGGUUCUUCUAAACUAAUAUGCCUUUGAAAUUAAGCAUUUGUCGUUAUGCACUUCAAAAUGUUCUGUAAUGUGCUGGUAACAUAUACUGGUGAGUGGCAUUACAGUGAAGGCUCUCAGAACUCUUAUUUGCUGGCAUGAUCUGCAAAGUCUAUAACACAGCUCACCCUGAUGUGCUUUAUAUAGUGCACAAAACCUUCUUCAGUGGUGUUUGCUUUGUAGCCCUUAUUUGAGCUGAAGAAAUGUAAAAUUUUCUGGGUAUUACAUUGUCAUAGGUGAAAUGGUUUGCAUUUUUCCUGAGUUCUCUUUGAUGAGGGCAUAUACAUAGAAGACCUGGAGAUGUAAGGAAGAUAACGGGAUUGUCCUUUGAUUUGUUUUGAAAGCACAAAAUAAAACUUGCACUUAAUUUCUUGGCAUAGCAGCUGCAGCACAUGUCUUCUGAGGUCAUAGAUUUUGCCAAACUUCUACAGGAGGUGACCGAGUUCCUCUUUUUCAUUUUGAGAUAGAAGGUUUAAUUUGUAUAUUCUUCUGUUUUAAAAAGCUGUUUAUAUAAUUAUAUAUUUUAACUUUUGAUUGAGAGCUUUGAUUCAGCUGGUGGGGUGGGGAAGGCACCCAGACUUAGUAAUAAAAUGUUCUAGUAUGGUGCUUGCAUUUUAAUGCCCACUAAAAUAAAAUAAAAGAUUGUUUCGGUGUCUCCGAGGAGGAUGCAUAGUUGAAACAUUUAGGCAAUUUUCAUAUAAUAAAUAAAGUGCCUGAAAAGUAGAAAUUUAAGUCCUGUUUCUCUCCUUUUUCUGUCAUCAUUACAUACAUCAAAAGUAUUGGAAUAAAGGAAAGCAAAUCAUAUGUAGCCUUUGGCGUUGGCUGAUUCUCAUAAAUGCAGAAAAUUGCAGACUGAUUUUAUUGCAAUACUGUUGAGAGAUUUUAUUGCUUUAGUAUGGAUUCAGUCCUUCCCAUUGGGUAUGAAUGGUCCCCCCCCCUUUUUUAAAUAGGGUGGCCAUCUCCUAAUCCCAUAUGCUCACUCAUAAUAUUUGAUCAAUCAAAUGGAACGUCGGUGUUUCUAAGCCUGGAAACAAGAUCUAAUUGUGGGUUUUAACAGCCUUCUCCUCCAUAUUGCCAGGUCUGCAGAGGUGCCUGGUUGUCCAGUGGAUUAAAAAUUUGAGACUAGCACCUAGGAAUCUGAAGGUGCAGAAUCCCACCCACCCACCUACCCUAUACUGUACUGCCAGUGAUAGGUAUGUUAAGCCUGGCCACAACUAAGGCGUACUUCAGUUAUACUCCACCCCCUUGUUGAUAGGGAAUUGAUUUUGCAUUUCUACUAAGGACCAGACUCAUGAACCUAUUACUGUAUUUUGAAAUGUAAAUAGCAGCCAAGAGGAAGUCUGAGUAGCCUCGUGACUGUAGGGAUCUGGACAAAAAACCCAUCUCCUUGGAGCGACUGUUUGCAUUUCAAGAGAAGCUUCCACUUUAUGUCCUCGGAGGUUUCCCUUGAAAUAUAUGUAGCAGCUUCAGAGAGAUGAUUUUUGUCAGGUCUGUGGCAGGAAGGAGAGGGAUAGGUCAGCUUCCAUUUUUCACACACACACAAUGGCCCCCCAAGCAUGCUCAGUUUUUCCAGGGACUGCAAUUUUAAUAAAAUUAAAGCUUGUGUAUUAAUUUCAUCCAUACAAUUAAUGCCUAGUUUGGCCCUAGGCAUGGGCAUUGUAUGUGACUCACUGUAUGGUUCUUCCCCUCUGCCAACCCUAGUGGUCACUCUUCUUCUUACUGGAAGGUGUCCAGAAAGUACCAUUGUCAAUUCCUUGUUGAGGGGUCAACACAGCGGAGCAUAAUGUAAACCCAAUAAUUGGACCAGAUUGAAGCGAUUGGAAAUAUCGCUUCCAAGAAAGAUGACUUUAAAAAUUAUUAUUCUUGUCUAAGCCACCAAGCUGCAGUAGACUGCUUACCACUGGGCAGCGACUUUCAGAUUUUUCUGCAAAUCAUAUGUAGACGGAUGCAGAAUUGAUGAGCAUCAACCUGAUGAGUGAACCAAAGAAUCUUGGCUUAGAUGUUUAGGAACAAAAAGGACUUGGAGGGGAAUUUUAGUGGUCAAGACAUAGACCCGUUUCUUUCUCUUUCUCGCUGUGUUUCCCAGUCUAUGCAUUUGUUCCCCAGAAUAUAAAAAAGGUGGCGUAAACCUAUACAAGUUGUUUGUUGUUACUACAUAAUUAGCUUAAAAGAAGCCACACUUCAUCCAAUUGCCAAGUAAACCUCAUUGGAAAAAUGUGAUCUGUUAAUGACUCCUGGCUUAUUAAAAGCAGUUUCCCUUGGAGUCAGUACUUGCACAUGAAUAGGAUUAUAUAAAACAUUGACUUGCAUUUCUGCCAGAGUUAGGAAGAACUGUGGGUCACACUUUUCAACUUGGCCUACUUUUCUUCUUUAAAAUAGGUAGCAGAGGAACUGUUCAAAUUUUCCUCCCUUUUUAAUUUCUUUCCCUUUGACAGUCUUGUAACAAAAGUAGCUAGAUGUAGUUCUUUUCUUCUGCUGUGGUUUGCACUAGCUGGCCAACUGAGCUUCAGUGCUUUGAGGCAAAAGUUGCACACAAUUCUGACUUCUGUUGCAAUGACUGGGGCUUAAUCCCUGCUGUGUAAGUGUUGUAUUUGAAGAGUUGGGCUAUGAUAAUCUAAGUCAGAGAAAAAUGGCCAUAGUGAUCAAAAGCUUGAAUACAAAUGAAUGAAAUAACAAGGGAAGAGAAUCCCAUUCAUAUUUUAACUCAGGAACUCUUGCCACGUACAUGUCAAAAUUUCCAUGAACUGUUUGAGCUAUGCAUGCCACUGUUGAAUGUUGCCCAAGGUUCAUUGGAAGAAAUCCUCCAUCUGAACAAAAUUAUUGACUCAAGGUCAAAGUGUAACUUUAAUUUUGAUAGUUCUAAAGAUGAGUAGCUGUCAAGUGUUAUCUGUGCACGUACAAGGGUGUGUGGUCUGUUCAAAGGGAUCACUGUCGGUAUGCAAGAUAUUCUGUAGAAGUUACAUAUUGCCAAUGACUAACAGUCAGCUGUGAUGGUUAUAUUUUGAAGAAUUUAUGGAAUAGAUUUGGCUGCCUGAGAAUCUCUGUCUGCUCCACCCCCACCUCUUUUUAGCAUUUUUUUCAUCUUUAGUUCAGUGUUGAAGUGGCAGAACAUCAGUCCCUCUCUACAGCUUCUCUAUCAUCCUUCAGUUCAUUUUUCCCUCUACCAUCUCAGUCCAUACCUCGUGUUAGAAAUUAACCAGGCUCCAGGCACAUUUUGCGACCGACAUGGGUCCAGUUGCGACCAUGUGGAGAUCUCUGGCUGCCAGGUUGGUAAUUGGGGAAAGCAAAAUACCACAUGGAGAAGGAUCUGAAAUAUUUUCCUUGAAGCUUGAACUAGUUUUUUCCCCCUGGAUUGUUUUAUUUGACGUUUUAAUGUGUUGUAAACUGCUUUGAGAUUUGUUAUUUAAUAUAUAAAGUGGUAUAGAGAUGAUGGUGGUGGUGAUGAUGAUGAUAAUAAUGAUAAUAAACAAUUUCAUUGUAAAAAAGAGAAGGCACCUGCCUAGCAGAGUGGGUGUGUACACAAAGAGGGACAGGAGAACCUGCUCUGAGCUGCCUGGAGGAAGGUCUGGGUAGAUAUGCUAGUAGCAAUUUCAAAUAUUGCAAGGACACAUGAUAAGGAAGCUAGUGGGUUUCUGUGCUCAGCAAUGCAAUGAAUUCUUCCUCCAGCUGGCUCCACUCAGUAGAUGUUUUAGCCUUACCAUAAAGUGCAAGGUAGCAGUUUGGGUUUUCUACAGAAGUAUGGGGGUUUUCCCCAUACAGGUACAUGGCUAUCUUUCAUUUAUGUCAGAUAAGGUGAAGGUCUACUCAUAGUCUAUAAGCAGGGCAAAAAGGCUAAAUCUGCCAGUGGCAGCUUGUAUUUAUCCCAUAAAAUUCAAUCUGACAACUGAGCCACAGAGGUUGAUGAUAGAUGCUGCUCUUCAUAAUUUAGCCCAGUCUUUGGUUGCAUUUCCUAGUUGUGUUGCAGAAUGCACACAGAGAAGUUGUGAGACUGGUUUUUUUUAAUAUUUGUAUUAUUUUAGUAUGUUAAAAUUGAAAGGUGGAAUGGAAUUGCUUUAUUGGCAUACUUUAUUCAAUCUGCAUGAUUUCAUUCUGAGUUCAGAAAUUAGAGGGGCAUUUACUUCUGAUUCUUGGCUGUAGAGCUGGGUCAGAGUUACUAGCGUUCUAUUCUUUUCUGGAUAAUGUCCCUGAAAUUGGGCAGACUUCACAGUGCAGAAUGAGAGCUGCUGUACCAUAAAUAAAGCAUCAUAGGAAGAUGCAGCAGGAGCUCCAUCUUUCACCUUUUUCUGGAGAGCUUCCCAACUCCUGCAUCCCCUUCUCUGGGAAGUCGGCCACACGUCAGCCACAACGCAUGCCUGCAUUGGAGAUGUCAGCCACUGGUAAGUUCAUUUCAUUCUUCCUUACAACCUUUCUGAAGGAGGUGCCUUCCCUGUGUUUUGGACUGCAACCCCCAUCAGGCCUUGUCAGCAUGGCUAAUGGUUGGAAAUGAUGGGAGUUGUAGUCCAACAACUUCUGAGAAACCAGCAGGUUGGGAUAGUCUGCCAUUUACUAUUUGCCCAUCUUUUCCACCUUAGAUCUUUCAGUUGACUUGAGACUUAAUGCUUUCAGUUGACUUGAGACUUAACGCUCACAGGAUGCUGGGUUUAUACUGGUUCUGUACAGUGAGGUUCAUGCAGAACCACUUUCAGAUUUCCUCAUGCUAGCCGGCCAUUGAUUCAUCAAAUUCACUACUGAUUGCCUUUCCCAUCAUCUGCUACCUGGUGGGAGAUGCUAGGGGUGAAAUCUGGGACAUUUUGUAUUCAAAGCAUUGCUCUACUACUGAGCUAUGGCCCCUGAGGAUGGAUAGUUGCUAUCUUUGGAGAGUUCCACCUGUGGGCUCCAUUAUGUAUACAGUUGUACUCUGGAUCCCAAAUGCCUUGGUAUUCUGACAUUUUUGAUUCCGAAUGCCACAAACCCAGAAGGGAGUGUUCCUGUUUGCGAACAUUCUUUGGAACCCGAACGUUCAGCGUGGGUUCUGCGGCUUCCGAUUGGCUGCAGGAGCUUCCUUCAGCCAAUCAGAAGCCACGCUUUGGUUUCCGAACGUUUUGGAAGUCGAACAGACCUCCUGAACAGAUUCCAUUCAACUUCCAAGGUACGACUGUGUUCCUUAAUGUCUGUCCUCAUGUUCAGCACCUUUACAAGAGGCUAUGAGGCAAGGUCACUGGUGUGCCUGGGCCCCAUCUGCACAAUGCAUUUAGAUCAAUAUCUUGCCACUUUGAACAGUCAUGGUUCUAUUUCCACUUCCAGAUUUUAACCUCGCAAGAACUCUGUGAGGUAGUGACUGGCCCAGAUUACCCAAAUAGCUUCAUGGCUGAGUUGGGUAUUUGAGCCUGGGUCCUCCAGUCCAAACUCAAGGCUGGACUGCCAUAGUUCAGGUUUCUAGUUCAGGUUUCUCCCCUUGCUGUAUGGCUACCAGCUUCAUCAUGGCCUCCCACCUAGAUUUUGUUGGUUUGGGGUGGACAGUGUAUUUUGGUGAUAAUUAGGAAAACAUUUUUAAUAAUGCUGCUUUCUAUUUUCAGGUAGUUCUCAACAGAGUGGAAUGCAGAACAGUCCUGAAGAUGAGAGUUCAGACAUGAUUAAAACAUGUUGUCAAGCUGCUGAUGACAUCCAUGGGCCCAGCACAGCUCAUUGCCAAAGAGAGAGGCUGUGGCAAGCAAAACUGGAAGGUUCAAGAGGAACUGCGCCUGGGAGAGCAGAAGACAGCCAAAGUGUGUGAGAAGCCAAAAGGCUGGACUUCUCUACAAUCUCGUGUUGUGCUGAAAGGAGUAGAUCCAUGAGAAUAUGCCCAGAUUAAUGAUGGGCUAAAGCGUGUGGUGGAGGUGGUUGCCUGGUUCAGACAUCACAGAGUUACUCCGUGGUUUGUUGGAGCAUAAAAGACCCGUGAGCUAUAGUGCUUGCUCCCUUCUUUUGCUUCUGAAGUCCUUCCCUGCAGAGGAAACUUACUAGUUUCUAAACCACAUUUUCCUUGAAGCCCAGGAAACUGUGGUUAAAAUGUAAUCUUCAAAUCAGGAUCAGGUCCUGGUUUUACAAUCUUGAUUUGUACGGAGUUCUUAAACCAUGAUUUCCUGGUUCAGACACUGGAGGAAAGUGCUGUUUAAGAAACCAGAAGGUCUCUACGGCCAGGUGUACAGGAGGUGGAGUGAGAGAGUUGAGUGUACACAAAACCUGUCGCUGUUAAUGCUUGUUGAUGCUUUAACAUAUCAUGGUUUGUUGGAGGGGCUUUUUACAUCUGAAGCAGGCCAGUGCAUUGCUUCCGUCCCCUUCACAAGCAAGGAAACAUUAUGCAAUCCUUGCCUGGCUCUUGUUUCCCCACAGCUUUGCCCUGCGUAUGACAGCAAGAAGAAUCUAGGCUUUUACAGCAGUUUGGCAAAGCCCUUUCCAACUCCCAUAUGAAGAAGGCUGCUGAAAUAUCAUUCACAGAUUCCCAUAGAGUGCUUGCUAUCGGCGGCAGUGGGUGGAAGGAGCAGAAUACUCUUGGGGUGUUCUGCAGAGCAAUGCCUGUGAAAAUUAUGUGCAGAUGGAGUGGAGCCUGCGUCAUUGGCACGUGUGGUGCCAGAAGUAGCAAGACGACAGUGAAGCCCUGUGAUACAGCAGAAGCAUACAGGACCUCAUCCUUCUGGAAAUGUGGGUAGCGCUAAUGGGCUUUUUCUUGCCUAUUCUUGCCUAUUGCAACAAGAGCUAGAAGUUUGCCUUUCGUAUCCAUUUCAAAAGGCAUUUUCAGGACUGCAGAUGCUACCAGACUUCAGUACAUUUUAUCGCUGAAAGUACGUUUUGCAGCAUGCUACCAUGUCAGUUUCUUGGCAGUUCUUCAUUCCACAAAAAAACAGAAGCAGAAGUGUUGAGAGUGGGGCAUCGCUUUUAGUCCUGUUCUCCCCGCACCGUGUACCCAGGCUUGCUGGUACUGCUGUUUUCCUUUGUGAACCCUUUCUAGCUCCAGAUGCAAAAAAGGAUGCAUCUGGCAGAGCCUUUUGCCCUUUCCUGUGGCCAAGGAAAUGCAGUGGACAUCGUCUAAGAAAGGGAACUUGAACAGUUUAGCACUUUUAACAGCCAUAGUAUGUUGCUUCAUUUUCCAAGACAGCUGGCUACCAAUCCCUGCCCAGAUAUGUCAGAGAUGAGGAGCCUGAAGCCUUCCAGAUGUUGUUGGAUUUCAGCUCUCACCAGCCCCAGCCAGCACAGUCAGGAAUGAUGAGAAUUGUAGUCUAACAUCUGGAAGGUUACAGGUUCCUUCUUCCCUGAGAAGAUGUACAAGGUAGGUGGCCGUGGACCACUGACCUGGUAAACUGGCCACUCGCCUGGCCUGGCUAGCAAGCUUCCUGACUGUAUUUACCUAAAUUAAAGAUGUUGUGAGAAACAGACAUUGAAAUGCGCCCCCCCUCCAAUUUCCGAAACCUUUAUUUAAAAUGUAUAUAUUCCAUACUCUUAAUGGCUGUGCCACGCUGGCUGUCGAUUGCACUGCAAAAUCUCCCAGUUAUAUUUCAGUUCUUGCAGCUCCUGUUCUUGCAUACCUUGUUUGCCUUCCCAAGUGUCUUAAUGUGCUUACAUGCAUUGGAUUCUCCUUCAAGGUGUGCAUUUAGUUUGCCUCUCUGUCAUCCUCCAACAGUCUCUCCCUUUGAAAUACCUUUCAGUUGUUGUUGUCAAAAAUCGUGUUGGUUUGGCAUCAAUACUGUUCAGAUCUGGGUGUGUCAGAAUCCGACAGAGGACCAUCUUGAGAUUGUCUCCCAUGUGAAAAGCUUUCCCUUUCCCUGUGCGUUGCUAUAUCUUCACUGCAGGGGUGGAAGACCUGUAGUCCUCCAGAUGUUGAACUACAGUUCCCAUCAUCCCUGACCAUGGUGACUGGUGCUCAUUUGGAAUGGGAGUCAAGCAACAUCUGGAAGCGGACAGGUUCUCCAUCCAUUCUUUGUUGUGUCGAAAUAUAACGUGUUAGCAGCAAAUGCAGGCUAGCUAUUGUAACGCUACUAACGCCCCAGUUUAUUUACCUCUCCCUGGAUGGUCUUUGCUGGCAAUUUUUUUGCAUGGCUUAUCAGGCGUUUUAGUGAUUCUUGGUGACAAAGAGUUGUUUACAGUAGUUCGUUGGACUGUUAAAAUUAAAAUGCAGAUCAAACAAGAAAAAAAAUCCAGCACUCAGCAGCAAGAUUGGCAACAGAUGUUUUUAUAACAUUAUGAAAGUCUUAAGUUUACAAGCAGAUCAAGUGGAACAGAGCUACAGAAGGGCUAUACUGGGGCCAAGGAUUGUGUUCGGUAAAAUUCCACUACUGCUCACAAUGCCAUUAACAGUUUCUUUAAAAAUUGGGGCAAUGUAUCCCUUACAUUUUGGUAUGCCAAUUCUUUUCAGUCUAUAGCCUUGCUUUCACUCCAAAAUAAAUCUGUGAUCUGUAGUUAAGUACUUAUGGGUGGGUUAUUUUUUAUUUUUAUUUUUGGCUUUCUCAAGAAUAGUCCAACUUAGCAAGUUUCUGGAAUAGAAAUGGAGUCCCAGUUACAAAGUGUGAAAACACUGAAUCUUGCAUUUUGUUCGAAGUUCUUCACACACAUCUCUUUAAAUUUCCAGGGUUUCCUUUCUCCCAUUCAGGUUAAUUGGUUCUCUUUAGGCAGUUUUAUUAACGUUGGCUCAAAAUCUGUCCGCAUUUUGCACAGAAAGGAUUUAUAGGAACUUUCCUUGACCAAAAUUGGAUCUUGUUGAGGCGUUAUGUGUGCAGGGAGACCCAUUCAGAAAAAGGGGGAGAAGGCCAAGGUUUUCUUUGGGUUUUGUAAAUUGACUACUUUCUGACCCACUUAUUUUUAAAAUGGGAUGCAGGAGCUAAUUCCCACAAAAGUGUAGAGUCUAGAUGUUCUCACUCAAUAUUGCCUUGCUUUUAUGUUUUUAAUAUUUUUCUUUCUUGGCUCUCUUAUUUUGAGAGUGGAUCCUGUCUUGGGUCACAUCCACACCAUAGAUCUAAAGCACAUGGCUUCCCCAAAGAACGGUGGGAACUGUAGUUUCAUCCCCCACAGAGCUACAAUUUCUAGCACUCUUAAAUUACAGUUCCUGAGAUUCUUUGAGGGGAAGCCAUGUGCUUUAAAUCUGCUUUACAUGCGUAGAUGUGACUUCGUUUCUAAUUCUGUCAUUACUACCUGUUGGAGACUCAGAUGAAAUUUCUAGCCUGCCUUUUGGAUCCUGUCAUAAAACAGUUUAAAAGGAACAGGAUGAUGAAGAAAGCCACAAAAUAUGGAACCACCCAGAACCUGAUAAGUAUGUCAGUCAGUUGAGUAUAAAUGAUGUUGACGGCUGAAACAGCCAGGUUUUCACAGCUUGCCAGAAGCCAAGCAGAUGGGAAGCCCGGCAGUCAGUCUUCCUCCAAAAGGGCAUUUCAGGGUCCGGGUGCCAUGACCGAAAAGGCUCUAUCUCUUGUGCUUGCUUUGCCAAAUGUAAGAUGGGCAGAAAACAAAGAGCAGGGUUUUUGUUCUGAGGCAGCGUUGGGGUACCUUUCUCAGCCCCAAGGGAUACAUUAUUGCUGACCUGCUCCUGACACCCGCUUUUGACUUGUGGUCCCUGGGGAGACCCACAAGGGACAGAUAGAAACACCUUAGGAGUCUUGUUUGGCCCCUCAGCCUGAGGUUCCCCACCCAUUUUCCAAGUGCAUAGCCAGGGGGUGGACUAGUUCUUGUGCUUAUAGGGGCAGAGAGGGUCCUAUGUCCUUUCUGUGCUGUUGCUUGCUGUUACUAGCCACCUGGCACAUGCAUUUUGAAGAGGGCAAGCCUUCAGAGAAGCCUUGCAAGCUUGGUUCAAACAACUUUUGACCCACUUGUGUUGGUCAGGAAGCCUGUGUCCUUGUUCCACAGAGCUCCUGUUCUGAUGAAAGAGCUCUGAGCAACUAUGAAUCUUGAGACCCUGCUCGUAUAUUUGUGCACGUGUGUAUUAAAAAUGGAAUCAUGUCGAUGGACUCCCCUUGCUGGGACAACUAACAUAGCAUCUGAGUUGCACAGAGCACUGCCUAGUAUUCAUGUCUGGGGUUCUCCUUGGUAGCCUAACUGAAGGUGACUUUCAGAUUUACGAGUACUUGCAUGCAUGUAUACUGCCCGUGACUGUAAUAAACACCAUAAAGUGUGAGCAGGAAGAGUGUGUUGGGUGCCUGGUUUGAAAAACAACCAACUCAGUGUUCUGAUGUGUGUCUAUAGCAGAUCCCUGUGUUAGAUAGUCUCAUUCCCUGCAGAACAGUAUUCAUUGGCAGAUACCAAUUUGUACCCUGCUUUGGUACAAUACACUUUGAGGUAUCCCAAAACUCUGGGCUAUUUUGUGAAGCUAAUUGUUGGAAGAAGGCUCAUUGUUUUUGCUAUUAUGAUAUUUAUUUUUGAGCUUUUAUAUUGUAAACUGCCUUAUGAUCCUUGGAUGAACAGCAGUAUAAAACUUUAAUAAAUGCUACUGCUACUACCACCAUGUGAAAUUGUUAGAUGUUUUUCAAACAUGAAGCAACUCAAAAGGAAAGGUAUAGGCCAGCCAGAUUUUGGAGGAAAGGGGUCGAAUUGGAGAUAUGUCAAGGUGACUGCUUAAAGCUGUAAUAUUAUACUCCUUACCUAUGAGUAAGCCUCUUUGAACACAACGCGGGUGGUGUCUGAGUGUAGAAUUGCACUGUAAAUAUAAACACGGGAAGACUAGAGUAUCGGAUGAAAGGGCAUUCACAUGAGGGGCAGCUGGAGGGGGGCAAGGGAAUUAGUUAGGUGUCCUUUGGACAUUGGUAGCUGUAGAGGAAAAAUGUUCAGGGAAGAGCCUAGAAAGAAGAAAAAACAAUUGCAGAGCAUCAAGUCAGUGGAAAUGUCUGAAAACACACAAACUUAAAAUGAAGACGAGAACAGAGAAACCAGCAAAGACCAGUGAGAAGUAUGUAGGGACAAAACCAGGGCGGGAGGAAAAGAGGGAAAUGGACUAAUCAUUUUUAGUAGUGUCCGUAGCAACUGAUGGCUAAGCAGCUGAAAAAUGCUCUCCUGCCAAUGUUAGUGACAAAGCAAGAAUCCGUUUGCAUGGGGUUUAGGGACAAGCUUGCUCUUCACCUAUCCGUGCCCCCAGCCCCCAGGGCAGGUACCUCCCACUUUGUGAGAUGUGGGUUUUCUGUAAUUUGGGAGCUUGUGCAUGACGGGGAUCACUUUACAUAUCUGCGUGAAGCUAAAUAUAGCUGCCUUACGCAGGAGCAGAACAGCUGUGUGGUCAUUGUAGCUUCUGGCCCAGAGCGAGGGCCAGAACUCGUUUAACUGGAAAGGUAGAGCUUGGAGAACACACUGUUGGCUCAUGCAACAGGCUGGUUACUGGCCUACGUCAACGGUGUCUUUAAAGUUACUUGACAUCUCUCUCUUUCUCUCCUUUUCUCGGUGUGUGUUCUCCCCCUUGCAGCCUCUUGCCAUUACGAAAACCCAACGUUCCGGAUUUCAGUGGCAGUUGUGAUUUGCCACAGUGCUGGGGUGUGUGUGUGUGUGUGUGUGUGUGUGUGUGUGUGUAAAUCAUUUCUAGCUCAGUUCAGUAUAUUAGCUACGGGACAGGCACUUAAUUAAACUUUGUGCUAGGCAAGAAUACCCUUCGGCAUGAGUCCAAAUGCUACGCUUCGGUAUGCAAGAGCUCAACAAAGUCGUCUUUAUGCUUUCCAGAGUGCUGCCCGAGAGUGACUUUUUUCAGUGCCUGCCAGUUCUAUCUUGUCUGGAGGCAAACGUUUGGGGAAAUGUGCUAGAUGCCCCUAAGUGGUAGAGGGGCUGGAAUAGCUUUAAAUGUCAUUGUGUUAAAGCCCAGGUGGCCAUUUUUUUUCUCCUCUUGUAACUUGAAAGAUCAAUGUGCCGGAUUGCCUUUAUUUUAUUUUAUUUUAAAGUUUGAUUUAUUUAUUUCAUUUCUGAAUCACUUCUCACAAGGCACCCCAAAGCGAUUUACAGUAUAACAUACCGUAUUUUUCCGUGUAUUAGAAGAGGGGUUGUCCAAUACAUGGGUAGUGGCAUGGGGGGGGGUAGAAGCGGUGUGCCCGUCAGCCAGCCGGUUGGUGGGAGUGCAACUUCCCCCAAUGCUGCCGGAGUGGGAAACGAUCUAGGGAGUGUUUCCUGCACGCAGCUGUGUGCGGGGAGAAGCUGCGCACUGCUAGCCAGCUGGCUGGCUUCCCCUGAUGCCGCUGCGUGCGGGAAACACUCCCUAGAUCAUUUCCCAUGCGUAGCGGCAUUGGGAGAAAUUGCACUCCAGUCAACCGGCUGACUGGCUUCCCCUGAUGCCGCUGCGUGCAGGAAACACUCCCUAGAUCAUUUCCCGCACGCAGCGGUACUGGGGGAAGUUGUGCUUCAGCCAACCGGCUGCCUGGCGGGAGCGCAACUUCCCCCUAUGCCACUGCACGCGGGAAACGAUCUAACGAGUGUUUCCUGCCCACAGCUGCAUGGGGGGAGAAGCUCAACAACUUUGGGCCAUCUCCCCUUAUUUUCUUAAAACUGAGCCCCCCAAAAUGGGAGGUUCUUAUACAUGGGGGGCGUCUUAUAGAUGGGAAAGUACAGUACAUAAAACAAUUGCAUAUGUAAAAUCAAUUCAGUUUGAAGACAGAUACCAACCGGGAUAAAGGUUUUAGAAGGUUUGUUGAAAGUGGAACGUACGUCUUUAGCAGGUGCCAAAACGCAAUAGAGAAGGCAUCUGUCUGAUAUGCAAUGGGAGGAUACUCCAAAGGGCCGGUGUUUCUAAGAGCAUGAAGAAUGGACCUCUUGAUAUGAUGUAACCUGCAGGAUGCCCUCUCCUGUAGAAUGCAAUGAUCACUUGGGCAUGCAGGCAGUGAGCUGCUCUUGGAGGUUUCCUGGUCCCAAGCUGUGUAGGCUUUGUACACCAUAUACCUAGCCUGUUGUCUAAUUGGCAGCUGGUGCAACUAAUAGCAGUUGUAGGGCAGUUUGCAUUGUAGACUGUGUUCCUGGAGGAAGUUUUGGUGUUCCCCAUGGCACCUUACAAAGUUUCAUAUAAGCUAACUGGGCCAGUUCUCUUCUCUCCAGGAGCUCACACAUGACAACAGCAGUCAACUCUUUUUGUGAACAUAGUUGCAGGACCACACUAAUUUAGUAAUGCACACAGUGGUUAUUGCGCAAAUAAUAGCUCUGUUCAGGUGUUUGCUGAACUGUCCUGUUUCCAGGGUCUCUGCCAGCGGUGAGCUUUGUGUGUUGAGAAGGAAGAUCUGGUGGAGGAGUCUUUAUGCUUUCAGCUGAAUAAUAGGCCUGUCCUUUAAGACCAUUCGGCCAAAUGCGUGAAGAUCAUUCCUUCACACCUACCCCACAAUGCCAAUAGGAACAGGGCAAUUGGGCUGGAGCUGGCCUGCGUGUGUGGCCACAUUGAGACACUCUUCCCAACAGUGCUCCUUGUCUAUGGCCUCCUAUGCUUUUUUGCCUGCAUUUGUGGAUCUCUGGAAAGGCACAGUCUGUAAUGGCUGUGAUAUUUUCAUGUCAGAGCAUCUCUAGAGACUGACAUGCUUUUACGGUGCAAGUGCUAAAGGAGUGUGAUGAUUUCCCAUUCUGAGAUACUAGUAACUUCCAAAUGUGAUGUACCUUGAUGCAUCCUCAGUAAAUAGCUGCUAGUUAAAGAGGGGGAAAGGCCAAAGAGUAUUCAGAUACAUUAGAAAUGUUCUCCUCAUUGAUGGAAUAAUAAGUCAGUCUCUGACUGGUGCAUUCUGUGCCUUGAUUUUCCUCUUAAGCAAGUGAUAAUGUGCUUUACACCAUGUCUGGCAAGAGCUGAAGGUUGUGGAGGUAAGAUUUAUGAGUUCAGGACACAAAAGUCUGAAUAUGCUUGCCUCUUAAUCUGUAAACAGAACAACCUGCCCGAAGCCCAUUUGAAAUAAAGCCUCCAUCUAUCAUGCUGUGUUCUGAAUAUACAUUCUCAAAUUACAUCUUAAGAAGCCUCAACAGAAAUUGGCUGUAUUCAGAGCAAUACUAGUAAGGUACAGAUAUAGGGAAUACCUGCACCUCUCUGACUCCGGAUAUGGAUAUACAUUUCCUCCCUAGUAUUAUUAAUGUGGAGGUCUUUUUAAAACAUCCGCUCUAAAUGCAACCUAAUGGUUACUCAGACAAUAUUAUUACAUUUUCAGACUGUGUGUGUGUGUUUUGAAUGGAGUCCAUAUUUCCCUUGUCACACAUCAUUUUUAUUGCCAACUGUUUCCCACAUGCCCGUUCAUGAUACUUUAAAAAAGGAGGGGGGUUAUGCUGUAAGAUAAAGCAAUAUUGAGUAAGGUGAAGCAGUAUUGAGAAAGUUAACUAAGAUAAAUGUGUAUGAGGCUUAGUUAUCUCAAACAGGUGAGGACAUCAGCUUGUAUCUGGCCUGUGCCACUUCAGAUGGAUGGGGCGGGGCAUGGGGGGUCUCUUAUGAAUGGCUGCACGGCACUUACUCUCUGUACCUAGAGAAAACAUAGAAUCAUAGAAUUGUAGAGUUGGAAGGGACUCUGAGGAUCAUCUAGUCCAACCCCAUGCAAUGCAGGAAUCUCAUACAUUCCCUAUACAGUCGUACCUUGAAUCUCGGACACUUUGGCUCUUGAACAAAUUGGCUCCCCAACAAUCAAAACCUGGAAGUUUGUUUUCCGGUUUACGAACGAUUUUCGGAAGCCGAAUGUCUGGCGUGGCUUCCGAUUGGCUGCAGGAUCUUCCUGCAGCCAAUCAGAAGCCACACUUUGGUUUCCAAACAUUUUGGAAGUUGAACAGACUUCUGGAACACGUUCCGUUCGACUUCCAAGUUACGACUGUACAUGGAAAACUCAUAUGUCAAGGAGAAUGUUUCUUUCAUAGCCUCCCUGACAUUCUAAGUAUCUAUGAAUAAUAAUUGGUUUUUCUUUACAGCAUUCCAUCAUGAGAGCUCCAAUCAGCCGGCCGGGAGUAGUUGUACCUUAUUGCCUAUUUGUUUUUAAAUCAAAGGAUUUAUUUUCUCACAAACAUCUUCUGAACCAUCUUUAGGCAGUGGUUCACCUCUUAAAUCAAGCCGAGGGACAAAGCUGCCUUUCCUAGGGACUAGAAUAAGGAAGAGAUUACAGUGGUGCCUUGCAAGACGAAAUUAAUUCGUUCCGCGAGUUUUUUCGUCUAGCGAAUUUUUCGUCUUGCGAAGCACGAAAUCCCAUAGGAAUGCAUUGAAAUCCAAUUAAUGCGUUCCAAUGGUCAAAAAAAGUCCAAACAAAGCCAAAUUUGGUACAACAAGAGUUUAUUAAGUGCUCUUUAAAGUCACACAUACUGUAAAGAGCAUUUCAAAAAUUGAAGGAACAAUAAAUUAAGUUUCUAAACAUGACAGGAAAAACAUUUAAAAAUCAACAAAGUGUACAUUACAUUUUCUAAGACUCUGGGGACCACUCGAAGAAGGUUCCUCUUCCACUCUUUGCUUCUUGCUGAAGAACCUGUCCAUGGUCUGCUGCUUCAUCCGCCUUUUCAGCACCUCCCUGAAAGGCGACAUGACCGUCGUAUCAAAAGUGUUCGCAAGGUCAUGUGCCACGUGCUUGUUAGGGUGGUUCCGCUCUGCAAAAGCCUGCACAUCCUUCCACUUCAUGCAAAUGUCCCUCAGUUCUUUGGAGGACAGCCGUUCCUCAGUUGCUUCCUCCUCUUCCAGCGAGGCCUGCUCCUGCGCAGCCUCUGCCUGCAGUUCGACCAGCUCCUGGGUGGUCAGCUCGUGGUCGUGCUCCUCCACCAGCUCGCAGACGUCCUCCUCUGUGACCUCCAGGCCCAUGGUCCUCCCCAAGGCAACAAUGUCCUGCACCACUGUUGACUCUGGUGCAUCAGAGUCACUUGGUGCCACACAGUCCGGCCACAGGCUGCGCCAAGCGCAAUUCAAAUUUCUCUGGCUGAUCCCUUUCCAGGCCGUGGUGAUCAUCUUCAAGCAGGUGACGAUGUCGAAGUGGUCCUUCCAGAAUUCCCGCAGGGUGAUGGUGGUGCAAUCAGUCACCUCGAAGCAUCGCCUGAAAAGCUCCUUGGUGUAGAGUUUUUGAAAUUGGCGAUGACCUGCUGAUCCAUCGGCUGGAGCAGUGGCGUGGUGUUAGGCGGCAGGAACAUGAUGUUGAUGAAGCUGAACUCCUCCAACAAGUCCUCCUCAAGGCCUUUAGGAUGAGCAGGAGCAUUGUCCAUCAGAAGCAAAGCCUUCAGCGGCAGGUCGUUGUCCAGCAGGUACUGUUUGACAGCAGGGCCAAAAGCAAGAUUGACCCAGUCCACAAACAGCACACGUGUGACCCAAGCCUUACUGUUGGAUCGCCACAUGACACUCAGCUGCUCCUUGUCGACCUUGUGUUUCUUGAAGGCCCGUGGGUUCUCCGAGUGGUACACCAGCAGGGGCUUGAUCUUCAGGUCGCUGCUUGCGUUGGCACAGAAGAGCAGGGUCAGACGGUCCUUCAUGGGCUUGUGGCCAGGCAACUUGGCCUCCUCCUGAGUGAUGAAAGUCCUUUUGGGCAUCCUCUUCCAAAACAGCCCGGUCUCGUCGCAGUUGAAGACCUGCUGUGGAACGUAGCCCUCCGUCUUCACAGCCUCCAGGAACUCCAAUGCAAAGUCUUCAGCCGCAGGAACAUCAGAACUGGCAGCCUCUCCAUGCCUGACCACGCUGUGGAUUCCAGAUCUUGUCUUGAACCGGUCAAACCAGCCUCUGCUUGCCUUGAAGACUUCUGGCUCGCCUGAGGUUCCUGGCUGUUCCCGGACGAGGUCUGCGUGCAAGGCCUUGGCCUUCUCACAAAUCACGGCCUCAGUCACUGUGUCCCCUGCACGCUGCUUCUCUUCUAACCAGAUGAGCAGCAACUUCUCCACCUCCUCCAGAACAGCUGGGCGGUUCUUCAUGAUCCUGGUGACUCCCUUGGCUGCAUCAGUCGCAAGGAUCUUCUCCCUCAUCUUCAGGAUGGUGCCGAUGGUCGAUGGGUUCCUGCCGUACUCCCUGGCGAGGUCUGUCACACGCAUUCCACCGUCGUGCUUCCGGAUGAUCUCCUUCUUCAUUUCCAGCAUCACCUUCUCCUUCUUCCUCUCGCCGGCCUCUGCAGCAGCAGUCUUCUUGGGUCCCAUGGCAGCACAGCUCCUAGCUUCGUAAACUCAGGGAAAAAAAAAAUCAGUGCUUCACACCCAAAAAAUUCAAAAGCACCCAGCCACCCACCACACAGGAAUUCAAACCCAGAACCAAGUCCUUGAAUUCCAAACACCCAACCCAAAAUCCAAAACCCCCCCAAAAAGUUUUAAAAGUUUAACUUACGAAAUGGCUGCAAAUCACCAAAGUCGUCAAAAUCCUCAAAUGGCUUCACAAGAAGUUUUGGAAAAGCUUUAAAAAUCACCAAAGUCUUCAAAAACCUCAACUGUUCCCCCAGCCACCCACCCACCACACAGAAAUUGCAAACCCCUCCCCAACUGCUGCAAACCCCUCCCCAACUGUUGCAAACCCCUCCCCAACUGCUCCCCCAGCCACCCACCACACAGUAAUUCAAACUCAGAAUUUUUUUGGGGAAAAAAACAACAUGGCCCAAUGGUCACAGAAAAUCAUAAAAAUUCAAAAAAACCCACACAAGCUCCCAGAUUCUUGCAAACCCCUCCCCAACUGUUCCCCCAGCCGCCCACCACACAGAAAUUCAAACCCAGAAUUUUUUUUUGAAAAAAAACAACAUGGCCCAAUGGUCACAGAAAAUCAUAAAAAUGCAGAAAAAACCACACAAGCUUCCAGAUUCUUGCAAACCCAUCCUCAACUGUUCCCCAGCCACCCACCACACAGAAAUUCAAACCCAGAUUUUUUUAAAAAAAACCCAGCAGAGUGCCCCAAUGGUCACAGAAAAUCAUAAAAAUUCAAAAAAACCCACACAAGCUCCCAGAUUCUUGCAAACCCCUCCUCAACACCAAGUCCUUGAAUUCCAAACACCCCAACCCAAAAUCCAAAAACCCCCAAAAAAGUUUUAAAAGUUUAACUUACCAAACGGCUGCAAAAGGAAGUUUUGGAAAAGCUUCAAAAAUCAGCAAAGUCCUCAAAAACCUCAAAAAGGCUACCACACCGCGUGCAAUGUGUUGCUCCUCGAAGUCAAGUCGCAACUGCACCUCUUCAAGCAAUGCACCCUGGGUAUUAACGGUUUUACGAAAAAGGAAACAAACUUGCAAGACGUUUUCGUCUUGCGAAGCAAGCCCAUAGGGAAAAUCGUCUUGUGAAGCAGCUCAAAAAACGGAAAACCCUUUCGUCUAGCGAGUUUUCCGUCUUGCGAGGCAUUCGUCUUGCGGGGCACCACUGUAGUUGCAUCCUGUGGAUGCAGUGCAGGUGUGGGGGAACAUUUGGUGCUCUAGAAGUUGCUGAACUGAAACUCCCAUCAUCCCUGGCCUUUGGCCAUGCCUGCUGGGGCUGAUGGGAGUUGUAGUCCAGUGACAAGUGGAGAGCCAAAGGUUCUUCACAACUGGUGUAGAAGAUCUGAAAUGGUUUUUCCUCCAAUGUUGUGUUCAAAAGCCACCCCCUAGAAAUCCUCUUUUCCAAAUUCGUGGAGGAGGAUUUAAAACUGGAUCUUUAGCAUCCGUAUUUGACAACUCUGUGAGGCAGGUUAGGCUGAGAGCUAGGAAUUGGUCCAAUAUCACCCAGUGGAUCUCGACCAGCAUCCUAACCAUUGCACCGAACUACCUCUUUUUUGAGGUUGUAGAUAGGUUUGUAACUUGCAGGACAGCAGUAAUCCCCAAAACUGCUGAGAAUCUUUCAGAUAAGUUGGUGAAAGUGGCUGCUGGAGACUAACUGAUGUAAUGCUGUUGACAUUCUACUGAACUUUAACUGCUGUAUGUAAUUGUGUGUUACUGGAAGAACUUGCAGUGACCUUUUGGUUAAUACACAUAAACUGUCUUUGACUUUGUCUCUCUUGAACCUGCUGCCUUUCAUUGAUUCUCAUUGGAUGCUUGCAAUUUCCAGUAUUAUGAAGUAUUUUAUAAAGUCUAGCCUUUAGUUCAUCUUCCCCUACCUCAACUGAAAAUCCCCAGACACUGCCACCUUUCCCUGCAGGGGAGAUCGUGCAACCUGUUCAUCAUUUUCUGGUGCCUUUGCCAUAAACCUCUUCAGGCUCUAAGGCACCUGCUUUUUGGAGAUUGGGCAAACCAUGCAUCCAAGAUACUGGGUUGUAGCCAGCUAGCUUUUACUCAGAUCCAUUAAUUUUAAUAGGUCUACUCUAGGUUGGUCUACUGGGUACUAAGAGCAAAGCAUCCCAGAGUUCCCUGGGAAGAGGGAUGGAUUGAUUAAAUCACUCAGGGAACUAUUUCUCUGGGAGAGGAAAUAGGGGUUUCCUAACAACUCUCAGUGCCCUUAACACUUCCCAGGAUUCCUUGGGGGAAGCCCUGGCUGUUAAAUUGGUAUCAUGGUGAUUUAAAUACUGCAGAUGUUCCCCUAAGUAUAAGGCAGCUUCCUGUGACUCUUGGUAUGGCUCCAUAGGACAUAUUUAUUCAUUUAUUUUAUUUAUGUACUGUGGUAUCUUGGGUUAAGAACUUAAUUCAUUCUGGAUGUCUGUUCUUAACCUGAAACUGUUCUUAACCUGAGGUACCUCUUUAGCUAAUGGCGCCUCCCGCUGCUGCCGCACCAUCACCACAGUGAUUUCUGUUCUCAUCCUGAAGCAAAGUUCUUAACCCAAGGUACUAUUUCUGGGUUAGCGGAGUCUGUAAAUUGAAGCGUCUGUAACCCGAGGUACCACUGUACCACCCUUUAUCCAAAGAUCCCAGGCUGGUGUACAACAUUCAGAACACAAUAAACGGAGCAUAAUAAAAAACAUAAUACACAGCAUAAUAAUAAAAUAAUCAUAAUAACAGUCCCCUGCCCACAUUUAAUAGGCCGUAGUUUAUUUAAUGGCCAAAGUCCUGGGUAAAGAGCAAUGGCUUUGCCUGGUGCCUAAAGUAAUAUAAUGAUGGCGCUGGGUGAGCCUCUUCAGGGAGAGCAUUCCACGGUCGGUGUCCGGGGCUCUGCUUCCUCCUCCCUUGGCCAUAGAUAAGCAGUACAAAGAGAAAGCAGUCUCUUACUAGUAACAGAACUGUUUAAUGAACGCAGCAAAAGAACAAGUGUCCCUUCUCAGAGUGCAGGUGCUCCCAAUUCCAGUUCCGCCCACUUCCCUCUAGUCACUUCCGCCCUCUCAUCUCCUAGCCACCUGAUCUCUUAACCAUUCAGCCUUUUGCGCAGUUACCUUAGCUAAUCUCCUAGCCUUGGGACUGAGAGGCUGCACAUCUUCCAGUGAUAGAGAGUCUGCUAGCUCACUCUCUUCCCAUUCUUCUUCUUGCUGUUCACCUCCCAGUUCUGCCCAACUGUUGUCUUGCAAUCUGUGCCCCUCCACAAACCAUUGUUCCAAAUCAACACUACUCCACUGCUCCUGUGGAGUUUCAGGAUCCUGGCCAUGAGCAGGGGGAGGGGGAGGCUCCCACCGUUCCUCACCAGAGUUGUACUCCUCAGCCUGGUGUCUGACAGUUGGGGAGCCACCACAGUAGAAGCCGGUUCUCAUGCUGCCACCCUCCAAACCUCUUGGGGAGCGAGGACAUGGAGAAGGGCGUCAGAUGACAAGCGCAGGGUUUGAGUCAGUUUGUAAGUCCGUCCUUAAGGUAAUGAGGUCCUGAGCCAUGUAAGGCUUUAUAGGUCAGCACCAGCACUUUGAAUUGGGCCCAGAAACUAAUUGGCAGCCAGCUUGAACUGUAUAUGUAUGGAGUCAAUAAGUAAGGUAAGGGACCCCUGGACGGUUAAAUCCAGUCAAAGGCGACUAUGGGGUUGUGGUGCUCAUCUCGCUUUCAGGCCGAGGGAGACAGUCUUUGUCCACAGACAGUUUUCCGGGUUGUGGCCAGCAUGACUAAACUGCUACUGGUGAACGGAGGACCGUGAUGAGUGCCAGAGCGCACGGAAACGCCAUUUACCUUCCCACUGCAGCGGUACCUAUUUAUCUACUUGCACUGGUAUGCUUUCUAACUGCUAGGUUGGCAGGAGCUGGGACAGAGCAACGGGAGCUCACCCCGUUGCGGGGAUUUGAACCGCCGACCUUCCGAUCAGCAAGUCCAGGAGGCUCAGUGGUUUAGACCACAGCGCCACCCACGUUACCACCAACUGUAAGAAUGACUCUUACUUGAUGAAUGACUCUUGUUUAGGGCCCAUCUACAUCAGUAUUGGCCACACUGACUGGCAGCAGCGCUCCAGGGUUCCAGACGACUCUUCUCCCCAGCCCUACCUGGAGAUGUUGUGAGUUGAACCUUAGCCCUUUUGCAGGUGCUUCACCACUGAACUAUAUUCCUCCCCCCCUCCAAGGGGAGCAGUUUUAUGCAUUCACCUUUGCCUCCUAGCAUUCUUGGACCCCCUGAAGUUCCCUUCCCUCUUUCCUAUUUGUAUACUCUUCAGAACAAGGGAUAAGGCUGUCUUCAGAUGCUGCUGCAUUACAAAUUAUUCAUCACAAUUUUUGUUCUGCCUUUGAGGGGGGGGUAGGAGGGGUGGCACUGUUAAUGCUGUGCUCUCAGCCCUGAGCCCGUCUGAAUAAUUCAAAGGUGUUAAGAAGUGGGAGAAGAGGCAGGUGCCACUGUCUGUGUUUUUCCUUCCUUUUUAUUGUAAGCACUUCCUUUUUUUUUUUUUGUUACCUAGGAAACCAGCGUCGGCUGGCAUGUUGAUGAUCAGGUGGAAUCCAAAGUAGUUUCAGCUGUCAAAGGUAUAUUCCACCUCUGUGAAAUUAUCUCUGCUGAUCAAUUGAAUAGCCCAGGCUUUUAUCGCCUUUGCUAAGUUAUGGACACCUUCCCUCUAGCUCCACUCCUCCUUUCUAAGUUUUGGCCUGAAUCUGCAGUCCAAAUGCAUGUAUAUAAUUAUCUCUUUGAAAUAGUGUCCGGUGUUAACGGGUCCAGCAAUGUGUCUUAAUUGGCGUUCUAAGACAUGAAGAAAAGCAUUGAUGGCCCUCUAAAGGUGUUAUGCAGACAUGAUAAUCCCUAUUCACAUGAACAAGAAAUUUAGAAAUGCUGGGGUGUAGGAAGUCAUAUUCGCUGACUCCCUUGGCUCAUUCUUACAAUCAGAGUUCAUCUCCGACUGCCUCCAUCAAGAAGGGAUGGGGAUGACUUUCACUGUCAUCUUGUCUACAUCGGAGUCUUGGGAUCAUCUAGAACAGGCACCUCCAAACUCGGCCCUCCAGAUAUUUUGCGACUACAACUCCCAUCAUCCUUAGCUAACAGGACCAGUCGUCAGGGAUGAUGGGAAUUGUAGUCCCAAAACAUCUGGAGGGCCGAGUUUUGGGAUGCCUGAUCUAGAAUAUUCUUGGUCAGUCUUUUCCAUUGGGCUCCUGAAAGAUUGUCUUUUAUCUCUUUCAGUAUUUUAAAAUGAUGUGGUGCCAAUGACAGAACUGUUUGAGGAGUCCUGGCAUUAUGCACAUCUCUUAACUCGGUGGUGUUCGCAUGGUUAAUACAGCCAUUCUGUCUUAUGCCCCACCGUGUUUGUUAAGAUAUCCUCUGUUGCCUAGCUGACUUUCCCUCCGAUUCUCUUAGCCUUCUAGUGAGCCCCUGUAUCACACACAGGUGCUGUUUUUUGUUUUUAUGGAAUUCUGAAAUCCAUCAAAAUAACACAGUGUUACCACUGUGUGAAAGGGAUGUUUCAAAGAGAUCCUGAACUUAGCAGAGAUUGUUGACCUUACCACACCCCUUUGAUUUAGUUGCUGAGUCAGUCCUCCAACUGUGUAAAAAAACGGGAGUUGAAACAGGUUAAUGAGUUGUUAUCCGAGAUACCCCUUCAAAUCAUGUUCCUGGAAAUGUGCAUUGAUGUUUGCAAGGAAGGUGUGUGCGUGCAAAUAAUUCAGGGAGAACUUAAUUAAUAGUUACAUUAUGAAUUGAGGGGCAAUAAGAGAAGUGCUGGCUUUAACCCAAAAGAGAGAGUUUACUUUGGCUCAGCAGCUGCCCAUCUGAGGAUGUUCAGUAGUCACGACUUCUUUUGCCAUUUACUUCCACGUCUUCCUCCUGGCACCUGGGUGGUGGACAUUAGAUACUACCAAUUUUAGGUGAUGAUGGGUGGCUUGUCUGUUGCUACAGCCCGAGCCUUUAAAGUUAAGCUAGGUUCAUUCCUCCCUGCAAAUUCUCACCUGCAAUAACAUUCCUGCUGGCCAGCAUAGGGUCCACGGAGACUCUGCUGGCUGCUUAGGUCUCCACAUGUUUAACUGAGUGGAAGUAAACAAGCCAUCCUUUUGAUGCUCCCUAUGGAAGAGAUUCCACCAACCUCCGUUCUUUGCAGAGUUAAAUGGAAAACAGAGAACACUCUUGUUUUUUUCUGCUGUGAAUUCAUCCAGCUCUUUCUAGGAAGGAAAGGCUGCCCUCUCACGCAGUUGCUCAGUUAUACCGUAGCCCGGACAAUGUUGUCUUUUGAGAAUCGUUGUCUUGAAACAGAGGUUGAGUUGUCACUACCCUACCUUUUACAAGAAUGGUUGGGAUUCAGUUUCCCAUACAGAGAUCUAUGGCAGGGCAGUGAAUGGGCCUCUUUCUCUUCAAAUGACAGGGAAAUAAUUUGUCACAAGUGGUUGGCAGGCAUUAUUCCGUUUGAGGGGGUUCUUUUUGUUGAUUCUUCCCAUAAACCCUGAAAAGUUUUUAUUAUUAUUAUAAAGCUAGUUGGUAACAUUUGCAUUAAUUUUAUAGCAAUUACAGGCAUGUUGUUUUUAGUUUCCUUGCAUAGGCUGUAGCUUGGGGUGUAUAUGGCAUUUGCAGGUUUCCCUAUAAAGCAACCCCCCCCCCAAGAGUAAUCCUGCACAGCAGCUGUGACCCAGCAGUUCCAGACCCCUCCAGAUCUCCUGUCUUGGAUUGCCAAAGAAGUCCAAAUUCGUGUCUUACAAAAGCAGGUUUACUAGCUUCUUUUGAUCUCUUCUGAGGAGGGGAGUGUAGCUGUUGAUGGUUUUUGUUUAGUUUGAUAAAACUAUAUUAGAAUGAGACGUGCUCAAAUACACGUUGCAUAAUACCUGUGCUCAGCGGAGAUUAUAUAGCGUACAAAGGUGGGUUCAGAAUUCAAAAAGGAUCUUGUGGAUCUGGAAAAGUGAUUCAAAGGAUCAGGCAAUUGGAGCAUCUUCCCUCUGAGAAAAGAUUAAAGUGUUCGACAUUUCUUAGUUCAUUUCAAGUCAUGGCGGUGGGUGGGGAUAAAGACACACAAUAGGGGAGGGAUGGGGGAGCCCCAUUUCCCAUCAAUCCCAGUAGUCAGGCAGUCAAGUUGGAAUCCCGCAGUGUCCAGAGUGAGACGGACACUCUUUCCCUGCAAGUGGGACUUGUAAAAUAUGUGUGAUACUGAGAAAGUGGGUAGAGACGAUCUGUCCCUUUCCUACAAAAUAAGAACUUGGCAAAACUGAUUCCACCCAAUCUAAACCUACUCUGUGUUGAAUGGCCUAUGACAGGGGUCUGCAACCUGCGGCUGCGGAGCCGCAUGUGGCUCUUUUACACCUUUGCCGCGGCUCCGGGGCGGAUACUAGCGAGGGGAGGAGGCACACUGUGCGCCCCGACACUCCCCACUGUGGCGGGCGCUGUACUGGCUGUGACGUCGCAUGGGGGCGGUGCGUGCAUUAGUCACACACCAUCCCGACAUCACCUUCCCGCCCGCCCGCCUGCUACAUUGUAAAGGGCAUGUAUGCUGGUCACUGCAUUGAAAGGGGGCAUGUACGCUGGUCACUGUUUUGAAGGGGAGUGAAGAACACACACACACAAAAAGGUAACUUGUUAAUUUAACGUUUAUUUCUACGAGGAGGAGUAAUUCUGAGGGGUCAAACAAAGAAAUAAUAAAAAAGUGACAAAAAAGUUAUUUUUAUAAUGACGAGUUUUGCGGCUCCCAGGUUUUUUUUCUUCGGAAAUGGGUCCAAGUUGCUUUUUUUGUCUUAAAGGUUGCAGACCCCUGGUCUAUUUAAAUGGGAAGGUUCAUUAUUGUUCCACAAGAUGUGUAUGUCUUUAAGGGCCAGAGUAAAUAACGAGACCCAGUUUUACAGCUGUGAAACAGCAUAGCAGGUGCUGCUAUGUUGUGUUAAUUAAGCUGUGUCAGCAAUUGGGUAUAGUAUAUAAAGAGCAGCACCUAGCUCUCUCAGUACCCUGGGGGUUGGUUUGGUGGAUGGGUCAUGCUUAUUGAUAUGUUUAGUGUAAAAGGAGUUUUUGUUUUUGUUAUUAAAACCUUCUUAAAGUUAUUUUUGAGUUCCUUGUAAGGCGUGGUCUCCCCAGCAAGCUUUCUGCAGCGCAAGUAAACUGCAAAUACCCAACACUCUAACCGUGGCCCACAACCUCAUGCAUUUCCCCUCCCAGGCCCACUAAGGGUCAUUUCCCCCCUUUCCCUCCCUCUGCCUAUUUCUUGCCCAGGCCCCUGGUUGGCAAUAUUGCCAUUCCCCAGGCCAAAAACAUAAGAAAAGCCCCGGUGGAUCAGGCCAGUAGCCUUUUCGGUUCAGUACCCUGUUCUCACAGUGGCCAACCAGAUGCCAGUGGGAAACCAGUAGGCAGGAUUCAAGGACAAGAACACUUCCCUCCAUGCAGCCCCUGCCGUAGUUUCCAGCAACUGGUGAUACCCAACAACCGACACAGCUGUCAUGGCUAGCAGCCAUUGGUAGCCCCAACAGAACAUGCUCAUUCCUCAUCUGGGACGAUAAUCCCAAACCAUUUUAUUGAAUACUGCAACUUCUCACACCGCAGAAAGUAGGUUUGGAAAUAGUGAGAAUGCUCAUAUUUGUGGGUGCACAGGAGCUAAGUAGGAUUUGCAAGGUAAUUGGUUUCAACUUGUUAAACCAUUUGCAUCUGGAGUACACUAAGUGAGAUUUGUUCAAACGAGAACGCUUUGCUCUUCUAGCUAACAAGAAGCACCUGAAUUCUGUGCUGUAAACACAUGCAGUCGUGUCGCGCUGGCGUGCUCCUUUCGUGAAGGCGGCUAAAUUGAAAUAGAUCUCCCAGCGCCAAGCGAGGCGUAUUAAUUGCACAGCCUUAUUCUAUUAUCUUUGGCCUAAUUUUCCGGAAAAUGAAGGCUGUGCGCUGUGGCAAAUCAUUAGGACAUUUGUAACAAUCAAGAGUAGCCUUUGCUGUUGUGUGAGGCAUUUAGAGCUGUGUCAACUGACCUUUUCAUUUGCCCACAAUCUGUGCAGCUCUUUUUGGAAAGCUUCUGGUUUGAAUGGAAAAUGCGCAGCUUGGAAAAUUCCACUAAUUUCUACUUGCAGGUGGUGUCUAGAACAGGAGACCCCAGGCUGCCAGCCUAUAGACCUUGCAUUGCAGUAAAUAGCCGGCCAUACCCAAAUUCCUACUGUGGACAAGCUGUUGUUGGAGGUGCUAGUGGCAAAAAAGGGCAGGGAUAUGUGGAAUCUGACAACAAUUCCAAACUGCUAGCUUUGGUUGCAGGGAGGCAACAUCUGCCCUGUGGUGAACAAGCAGAUGAGCGUGAGGAUUGUCCAUGUUGAUGCAUUUGCGAUUUGGUGGCCUCUGUUACAGACUUGCCUGAGCCCAUUCUCAAGAGAAUUCCUUAACACUGUAACUGUGACAUCUGAACAGUGACUAUUGUGUUUGCCUGUGUGCAUUUCCCACAAACAGACAAUGACUGUGCCUGCAGGUGCUUUUAAUCAGUUGUGUUAUAGUUAGUCUUAAGGGAGGAGUCAUUAAACUGCACAGAUCACAAUACUUUUUUCUCUCGCCUUCAGUGUUAAACCUUUUAACUUCAUGCCCGAAGGUGAGUGGGCAGCAAGUUGGAGCUGAGAAGAAAACGUCCUCUGCUUUGCAGUGCAUCAGUUUCCUGGGCUAACCAUGCUGUCUAGACGCACUGAUUCUUUUUUUUUCUCUGUCUUGGGUCACUCUUGCUAUCUGCAAGCUUUAUUCAAGUGGUCCGCGGCAUGCCUCUGGAUUCUUGGUUGAGGAUGGGAAAUGGCACAACCAUCACAUUAAAUGUUCAUAGUGAUUUUUAAUUCUUUUUAUUUAUUACAUUGUAUUCACUGCAUUCUGUGGAAUUCAAAUUGCAAUACAGUAAAAUGCAAAUGAAGCAAUAAAGCGAGAUUGGAAGUCAUACAGCAUCUAGCACAGCACAGUACAAUUGCUACAAUGGACAGAAAAAUCAUCAAGUGGCCCACUGAGGUGCUCAGGAAUUUUCAGGUGGUCCAUGGAGGGGGAAACGUUGGGAGCCACUGAUCUAAACUUUCUACAAAAUGGCUACUAGUCUCUUGGUUCAGAGGCCAUGUGCCACACAGUGUCAGCUGCCAGGUCGCAACAAUGGCCAGAAGGGCUGUUAGCUUACUUUCCCCCAGAAAUAUCUGGGUGGCCAUUGUAGGGGGAGACAGAAUUGACUUUUGGUGUGGCAAAGCCAGGGCUGCUCCUAACUUCUUGUUUUGAGGAAGCGGGUGAGGACGGGCAGAGAGAGAAAAAAGGCACACCGGUUAAUGGGUUCUUGUCUUGUCGUGUGUGUCGUUUCAGGUGCUCUCACAGUUGGCCUUGUGCGACAGUGUCAAACCAUUCAUGGACGUGACAGGACCUGUAUUCCUCCACGGUUGCCUCCUGAGUGGGUCACCACCUUGUUUUUCAUCAUCAUGGGAAUCAUUUCACUGACUGUCACAUGUGGCUUGCUAGUGGCUUCCCACUGGCGAAGAGAAGCAACUAAAUACGCACGCUGGAUAGCAUUCACUGGAAGUAAGUCUGCCUUUUGGGCUCUGGAGUAGAUCUGGCAGCAGGCCAAACCUCUGGGAGUCACCUUGGCUUUUGGGAAGUCAGGAGAGGGGAGCACCUGUGUCUGAGAUGCUUCCGAACACCUUCCUCGUAACCUGAAACCCCAUGUGGACCCUCCUUUCCCUGGCAGGAAGCUGAAAACUCUUCCCUGUUUUCAAGAAACCUGCAUGUACUGACUCCUUCUCCAGAAUCUGCCAUUGGUUUCUGUGACCUGAAAGAAGGAAGGGUUUAUUAGAUUUUAUAUUCCCCCCAGGGAGGUCUAGGUAGGAUACUUUCUGAGUUUGGGGGGUGAGGGGUAAGGCUCUUUUCUCUCUCACACAACUAGGUUGCAGUGUCCUAGUUUCGUCCCUACUGCUAAGCCUAAUUUGGGUUCCCCUGUCAAAGGUCAGCACGCUAACAGUGGAGGGCAUGGCUGGCUGAGUGGAACAAAGUGAAAAGGAACAUUCCACCGGGCAAUAGUUCAGAAUUUGUUCACUCCCUUUUCAGAGCCACCUGAGCCCAUGAUCAACCACAACAUCUUGUGGCAAUGAAUGUAAUACAUUAAUUACUCCUCCCACACAGCCAGCCUUUAAGUACAGCUUUGUGCAGUCCAUGAAGAUAUACAAGGGAAAUCUGCAAGCACCUGCUGUCCAGUUCAAAAGGUCUCAAGGCAGGGAUGGUGCUGUUUCCCUCAUUAAACUCCUUCGUAUCCAAAGCAGAAGCAGAUUUCCCCUGCUCUGGUGCAGCUCCUUCAAGCCCCGUAAACCAAAUAUUGCCUACUUCACGGAAUGCUACUGAACAUGAAACUCACUGUGCCACACAGGAUCCAAAAAGACUUGCAGUCCAUGUUUGCAAUAUUCACUUAGUUUUGCCUACAAGUCAGGCUCAUCUGGCAACUUUUUUUUAAAAGAGGCGCCUGUUAAGUAUGAAUGCAGAUUAAUAGCAAUUGCUGCUGAGUUACACAGUACUUGCACUGGUGGCUGGUGACUGUUGACGCUGGUGGGGCAUAAGGCAGGAGACCAGUGGUAGGUGGAGUCAGUGCCAGUGAUAAGCAGAGCCAAUUACUUCUGGUUUUGCCCCUGUCUUUCUCCCUGCUGAGUUCUACAAGGAACAAUGCUGAAACUGAAGAGGAGGAAGUUUACAGCCUGUGCCACCUCUUGAACUGGUUGCUUAGCAGUUCUUGUUUUAUCUGUAAGCCACUUGAGUCCCAUCAAGGAAAAAGGCGGGGUAUUUUUAUUAUUAUUAUUAUUAUUAUUAUUAUUAUUAUUGUUAUUAUUAUUAUUUAUUGGCUGUUUGGGGGCACACUGAAGGUAGUUGGGCAUUUGUCCUUAUGGACCAGCCUACUCUGAUCUGAUGCAAGUUGUCUCACUCCACAAGUUAGAACUUACCCCAUAUUCACAAGCCAUCAGUCACUGUGGGCUAGCAGUGCAGGUUGGGAAAUCUGAGCUGGAGUGAUCUCCUUUCACAAAUAUUUGCCCACCCAGGAAGAUCAGAAAUACUGCUUUCCAUGAAGCACCCUUCUCCAAACUAUUGUGCAUAUUUGGGGGUGGGUAAUAGGAAGCUUAUUUCUUUACGCAGACUAAUUAUAACAGAUAGGAUCCGUUUCGAAAAAUGGAGUAGGUGCACAUGCAUGUUUUAAUAGGAUUGCUUUAUUCCCUGCUUUUUGUUCUAGUCAACAGCAGUUUCACCUAUACCAGAAACCAAUUUUCUGCAAGUGUCUGAGCCUAAUCUACUGCAGGAUUUUGAAUAUCCCCAAGUAAAAACACUAUAUUAUCUAAAAGACAGACUCAGGAUGCCCUGGGCAGCUGCAUACAGUAUCACUGAGAGCUAGCGUAAAUAGAAGAAUGGAUAAAAGGGGGAAUGAGGCAUUGUGGAGUUUUGGAGGUUCAUACUCACCCUUUUUUCUUAAAUAAUAUACUUCUGCAAGCCUGAGUUUGCUGAGACCUUCUAAAGGAACAUCAGAAAUGGAGUAGAAAUGUUGGAGGAGAGGGCAGUACUGUCAGUGGGUACUUGAUGGUGGUGCAGAGCUCAGGUGCAGAGUCGGCCUUUCUCUGAAUUCUGUUUGCUGAGAGAGGGGCUCCUUUUGCCCUAUUGCCCCAUGGUUGGCUUGCCAGAAACGUCUUGACUUCUGGGAGGCACUCUGGUUCAAUGGUAGAGCCAGCCAACACUGAUUCUCUACUUUGCACGCAGAAGGUCCCAUACUCAGUCUCUGGUAUAAUAAUAAUAAUAAUAAUAAUAAUAAUAAUAAUAAUAAUAUCUUUAUUGUCAUUGCCCCCUUCGGGGACAACGAAAUUAAUUGACUGCUCCAUAAAAACACUAAUUAAUCAAUACAGUAUAAUACAGCAAGGGAGAUUAGAUGACUUUCAAAGUCCGGGCUUCCCAUUCAGGGCCGAGAUCGCUCUGGAGAAGAAGCUGUUCUUAAGACGGCUCGUUCUUGUCUUCAUCGUCCUGUAUCUCUGUCCCGACAGCAAGAGCUCGAAGAGACAGUGACCAGGAUGCGAUGGAUCUUUUACUAUGUCCAGUGCCUUCCUAUGGCACCUUGUGGCAUAAAUCUGCUCUAAGGUGGAGAGUGGGCAGCCAACAAUGCUCUCUGCUGCCUUAACAACCCUGCACAACCCCACCCUGUCCUGGGUAGUACAGCUUCUGUACCACACACAUAAGCCAUAAGUGAGCACGCUCUCAAUGGCACAGUGAUAGAAGGCAAGCAGCAGUUUCUGCGGAAGAUGGUUUUUCCUUAGUAUUCUCAAAAGUACAGUCUCUGCUGCACCUUCUUCACAAGCCCCCUUGUGUUGACACUCCAGGACAGAUCCUCUUGUAAUUCAAUACCCAAAAUCUGAACGUUGUUACCCUCUCCACACAGACCCCAUCAAUCAAAAGUGGCUGGACGUUGCUCUUCUGUCUCCUGAAGUCCACCACAAGCUCCUUUGUCUUCCUUGUAUUUAUGAGCAAGUUGUUAGCUCUGCACCACUCUGUCAGUAUCCCCCAGUUAAAAGGUUCAGGUAUCAAGUAAUAAGGAAAAACCUCUACCUGAGACUCUGAUGAGCUAUGGCCAUUUGGAAUGGUCAGUUGUACCAAGCUAGAUGGGUAGGUGGUCUGACCAGGUGCAUGUCCACUUCUGAUAAGCCAUACGAUGGGCAUAAUGCUCCUUUUGUGCUCUACAGCGGGAGGGGAGUGAUGCAGCUGUAUUGGGAGGAAGAGCCUGGCGAAGGUUGAAGGUUAUCUACACUGGGUCAGCAAGCCUAGAAUUUUAUCCUGUGUUAUCCCUUGGGAACAUGAAAUUCCCAAGGGCAGGUGUCCCCUCCUUGCCUCACAUCUGGGACCCACACAGGCAGUGGGAUAGGGUAGUAGAAUAGGCUGAAGGCUUGUUCAUUCCAGAGUGUGCUGUGCCUCUGACCCGAGCCAAAUCAAGUAGAAGCCAAGUGGGCUUUUUUCCAAACCUCCUGGUCAGCGCACACCCCAUCCUGUUCUCUUAGCUGUGUUCAUUUGGGUGCCGAAUUAACAGAAAGCUUUAAGCUCCCUCUAGUGGUUUUUCAGCUGGAGUCCUGAUAAACUAAGACUGGAUUGGUAGACUGUCUGUUUCAGGUAGGUGUCCCAUGGCUACUAUAGCGUUCUUUCUUUGAAAUCAGAAGCCAUCGGUCUCCUAGCUUGUGCUUAGGGUGUGACCACAAAAUAUUCGUUCCAGUUAGCAUACUGCCCCCCUUGAGGUACGGCAUACGUGUGUUUUGCAUGGAAUGUGUACCGUGCUGUCUUCAACUUACUUACACAUUUUUACACAUCAACGCCCCAUCUUUCAUUGAACAUUUCCAAGAUGGCUUACAGUUAAAUCAGGAAUUCAUGAAAAUGCUAAAAAAAGGCCCCUGUGGGACAGAACAUUGCACUAAGAGUCCAGCCAUCUAAAAUGGAGAGCAGCUGAAGGUAUCAUGAUUCACUGGUUGUUUAUUGAGCCUGGUUUAACAAGAAAAUCUUCAGCUGGCAUCUAAAACGCAGGACGGUAUUGGGUAAGUGGUCUUAAGGAGGGUAUUUAUUGCUGGAGCAUUCUGUUACAAUGGCCUUCACUUGAGCCAUUCCUUGCCUGAUCUCUAAUGAUGGUGGUGGGAAUGAUCGGGUAGUACAGAGGUUGCCAACAUAGCGCUGAUGGGCAUAGAGGUACCAACAGAGGCUUUCCAUGAGGCAUUCUGUAAUUGAGGUGCCAGAAGGUUCUCUACUUGGUAGCCAUUUGCCACAUGGCAGCUGGUGAGGCACCCAAGGAAGUCCCUCUGCCAGAGAAUUAUAGGGUUGGAAGAGACCUGUGAGGUUCUCUAGUUUAAUCCUUUACUGAUGCAGGAAAUCUGAGGUUCUUAAGUUACGGAAAUGUAUAUAUGCAGACAAGUAGUCCUGGUCAGAGUGCCUUGUAACUUGGGAGAUACCCAGAGAACAAAGAGCAACAUCUAUGUAAGGAUCUGUUGGUUUGAGUGCCACAUCCCUCUAAAUCCCAAUCCUCUUUCUUGUCCUUUUGAGAUGUAGUGGGAUGAAACUUCCAAGGUCUGCAAUCCGUGGUGGUUGUUGUUUAAUGCUAUGAGCUAUCAACAUGACUCUCCCUCUCUCACACACCCCAAGGACUAAUCCCUGUUUUGUUUUUAUUUUCUUCCAGUGAUCCUAUUCUGCAUGGCGGCCCUAAUAUUUCCCAUAGGAUUUUAUAUCAACGAAGUGGGUGGCCAACCUUAUAAACUGCCGAACAACACAGUGGUUGGGUCGUCGUACGUACUGUUUGUUUUAUCCAUUUUCUUUACAAUAGUGGGACUUCUAUUUGCUGGCAAAGUCUGUUUACCUGGCUGACAAAGGUCUAGAUACUGCUUCACUCGGUCAUGAAGGAGAGUAGGACGCCUGUCGCUAUCUCGGAAGGAUGCCUGCGUUGGGCUGCUGCAGUCUUACCGGAACGAGGAGGUCUCUGAUGCGUUCUCACUAUGCACUUUGGAUUUAUUUUUGUUUUUGAACGGAGAGCCUUUCCCACAACCAAAUACAGACAGACAGCCUUGACUCAUCUCCUGAGCGUCUGGAUGCGGUCAGGUGUGCACUGUGAUAGAAACUAGUGUAGUGGAAUAAUUCUUUUCUACACUGAGCAGCGUUAUUGCCCCCCCCACCCCCACCCCCCACAUCACUGUACUGGACCCAUUUUAGAUAACUUGACAAUUUUGAAAAAUCUCAAAAGUAUUUAUGAACUUUGGUCGACCAGAGGUUUGCCAAGGGAGUUGGAAGUGGGGCUGGCCUCACUCUCUUUAGGAGAUAAGCAUCUUCCUUCUGUGAUAGGCAAGAAGCAUUUGCCGCCAAAAAAACCAACCAACCAACAGCUCAACAUUACACUAACUGCAUCCUGAAGCCAAUUGAUCAAAAGAUGUUCUCGGAAAUCUGUUACAACAAAAACGUCUGCCUGCCAUCUCUCUCGCCAACCCCAGUGAGCUCUAGAAACACCGUGGAACGUCAGGGUGGCUAGGAAUUCUUCAUUAUAUUUAUAUAAAUAUAUAUAUAUAUAUAUUGCUGAUGCAGUAUACAGAAUAUGUAUAUAUAUGUUUGUGUGUGUAUAUGUGUGUGUGUGUGUGUGUAUAUACACAUACAUAUAUAUACACGCAGACACAUGUUUCUGGAAGAGAGCUCUCGAGCGCUUUGCUAGCAAAACACUGUGGUGUGUAAAACUAGAACUCGAUAGGAGAGGGGGGAAAGUGAAAUAGAAAAAACAACAACACAAAGCCAUUUCUCUGAAGGCUGCAUAGCUGGAAAAGUCUUCAGUUUACCUCAUUCUUUGUAGCAGCCCUUGGUUUUAACAGAUGUUUUGUUAUAGGUACAAACAACUCCAUACCUUUCUAGGUGCAAUUCUAAGUUAAGCUAAGAGGGUUUUGUUCUUUAUAUGGUAAUUUAUUUGUAUAUUGGGGAUAGAAGGCAAGUUUGUGUCAUACUUUGCAAAGGUCCGAUCCCAGUAUUGGGAAGUUACACUACUUAAAUUAUGGGCAACUGAAGUGGGUUGAUUUCUCUCCAUCUCUCUCUGUUUCUCUCCUCCCCUCCACAACCCUCUUUCCACUUUGCCAGCUCUUUCUGGCUUCACUUAUUAAUAUGAAUUUCUCCACAGAAAAUCUACCGUGAGAUAUCAUCUCAAGUUGGCUACAUGAACCGGGUGGUUGGGCAGUAAAAGCUACAAAGAGGGACAUAGUCUUCUUUCAUGUGCGAGUAUUAAGUUAAAUCCACUGGUACAAAAAAGAGAGCCAUAUGGUCACUUGACGUCCCCAUGCUUUGCCUUGUUCUGACACUUAACGUAGGGCUUGCUCACAUCCAAGGGGCCUUUGCAGUUCGUAGCAUCGUCUCCCCUCUCAUCCUGGUCUCUUAAGAGAGUCUGCCAUUGCCAACCUCCUUCAGUAAUGGAGGCAGCUCCUGUUUUCUCUGCUCUCCGGCCAAGAGAGCACUUAUGGGCCCACCAGAAGUGAAGAACAACCUGCAGUAGCCAAAACGGAAGAUCUGAGCAACAGUCUUUUGCCAGAGUGUUUCUGAGCAGCAGCACCUGCCUGCCAUUCUGGGCAUGAGCAGCCCCCAUUAAAGCUCCUUAAUUCACGUCAUCAGGCCCAGCAGCAGCGGUCUGGUUUUUGUAGCUCCAUUCAUCAGCAGGCCCUUUGCCAGGAUGUGGGCUUUGGCAGAUGCCUGAUGGUUUUGACCCUAGGCGCCAGCCCUGCUCACUUAAGUGACGGCGACUGAGUGGAGCUGGAACAGCAGCAACAACGAAACCCCACGCUAUUUUGGAAGAAGUUGAUAACCUUUGAAAUAGUGUUGAAUGCUAGCUGCUGGUCCUUUAAUGCAAGUUGUUUAGGGAGUCACUGCUGUUGUACUUUCAGCAUAACACAUGGUGUUGCUCUCUAUUCACGGGUACAACUGAUCACUGCAAAGAUGUCAUAGAAUUGUAGCGUUGGAAGGGACCACGAGGAAUCAUCGUAGCAGUGGGAAAAUGUAAGGUUACCAGGCCGGCAGCAUCUCAUGCUACAAUCAGGCACUGAGGGGAAUUGCUUCCGGCUUCAAGAGAAAGAUCCUGACCAAUUUUCAUUUGUGUAUGCAAAAUUUGCUGUAAAAACGAGGAUUCUCUGGUAGAAAAAUCAUGUAUGAUUUUCAGAACAACCUUCCAAUCAUGCAAACUUUCCCAUCACAGUAUUGUUGCCAGAGGCUGACUUGGAUGUAUCAGAUUCCUUUCUCUGUAGAGUUUAUGGAUGAUUGUGAUAUAUAUAUAUUUUGCCUGGAGUAUUUGUUUUAAAAAAAAUUAACCUGUUCACUCAGCUGGCUGAGGGGUUCUUCACAAAAGAAAUUGUGAGCGCUGUUGAAUUCUGUCAGCUUUCCUAAAAUGACACCCUAUGUGGGCUUGCUGGUUUUGGAUGUGAAAGUUCUUUUUAAACUGCGCAAUGUUGGAGAAAACUGGAUUGCAACAGCAAAUCCCAUGCAGAGCUCUGAGGAGAUCUUCAUAGUUUAAUGGGGUUAAUUUGUUCGCAUUUAUGAAUUGGUACUUAAAAGGGAUGAGCAAGCUGAUAAAAGGCCUGGCAGCUAUAACCUGUUCUAGUAAGGGUAAAAAUGACACCUUCUCCAAAGGAUUAUUGUAAAUAGUUCCAUGGAAUAAUAUGGAGGUGGUGCAUUUUCCUAGAAGUUUUAUCCCUGGUUUGUUACCUGCCUGGGUUCUUUCUAGGGCUGCCAGUAUUGUUACUGCCUUUUCUCUUGUACAGCACGACAUCCAGAAAUACAGCUAAUGAUCUCUCUUCCUGCCAUGGAAAUGAAAUUAUAUUAGAAACCUUCACCAGUUUAAUUUCUACAUAUCAGACUGCUGUUGUAAGACACAGGAGCAGAGCUUUUUUAAAAACAAAAACAAAAACUGCAAACUCUUGCCCUUCUACUACAUUCUAUGUCUUGCCAUAGUUAACGACAUAAGUACCCUACAAUUAUCUGAGUAACUGUAUGGUCCUCUUUUCAUACCUUGUUUGCUGCAGGUGCUAUUUUGAGAUCAGGAAUCGGAGCAUUUAACCUCGCACAAUCUCUGCCUAAGAAGGCAGAGUAAGUUAUGGCUGGGCCAAAUCUCUUGCAGCCCUCCUUGCCCUUCCUCUAUUCUUUCUUAGUGUGUAUCUCCCCACCCCAAAUUCAUACCGCCAUCACCUGUCUUCAUUGGCACCAUCUUUCAGACGUGGGAUCUUGCACCCCUAUCUAAAGCUCAGCCUGCCUUUCUACAUUAGGAAGCUGAAUUAAACCCCAUCUCCCCUAUUUGGAAACAUGAGCAAAUGGCAUUAGUUAAGAGCUCUUGGUUGAGAAAUAGGAAGACCGCAGAAGCUCACUGGCCAUUUAUUAUUAUUAGUUUGGAAGAACCAGGAAUGCUCCCAAGCUCCCAUCCUUAAACGAUUAAAUGGAAGGGUUUAAUAUAAGCUGGCCUUGACUUGAGUUUGAAACUGUCCUGAGAACAUAGAUUAGCAACCUAAGCUGAUGGAUUUGUGUUCUCUGCUAAACAGGAGGUCAAAGGGUAUUGGGAGAUGGGUCACAUGUAUCCAAAAUGCAUCAUGGGAGCCUUAGUAGGGGCAGUGUCAAGACUAGGGCAGAGCGACAUCUGCUUUUCAGCAUCACGAUAUAUCACAAGCUAAACAUCAUGAUAUACCGAUAUAUAUGAAAUAUAUGUCUGAAAUAAGGAUGGAACUAUGUAGAGGCAAAUGGCAUAAUGUCCUGGCAUCUAGGGGUCUAAAACUGAUACGGUUUUUCUUAACGUUAACAUACUGUUACAAGUGUUUUUUAUAGUACAGAGCAACAGGGGUGGCAGGAAUCAUGAGAAAAGUGAUGACCGGCUUCACGGUUUUUCCCACAUUGUGAUUUUUUUUUUUACAUAGCCAGACAUCGUGAUCCAUGAUAUAUCACCAUGUCGAACAUUAUGAAACUGUUCCCACGAUGCGGACUUCAAACUGAUUUUGGAUAGUGUAUCGAUACAUCACCCAGCCCUAGUCCAGACCCCCGCGCCUGCUUACAUGGGGGGCAUAUUUGCCAGAACGACCUCACCCCACUGUCCCCUUUCUGUAGAUGACCACAUGGUGACAUUUUCCUGACUUAACUAAAAACAGGUUGGGAAAGUUCAGAAGAAGAGCAUCCGCUGAUGACCUUCUGUGAUCAUGGAAUAUGUCCAGUCUGUAUAUUGUGAGCAGGAGCCUGGCCUGUCUACAGGUAUUUGUGAAAAUCAGUAUAGCUGCAGAAUGCAUAAAUAAUUGGUGUGUUAUGUUUGUUUAACUUUAAUUUCAGUCAUUUGGGGGGGGGUGGAUAAUCCUUCUAACUAUAAAAAGGAAUGGGAGGGACAGAGAGGAUCAGCAGUUGCUUUUAAUAAGAUCACAUGGAAUGCAGUAUUAAUUUAUAGCAGAAAGACCAUAUCUUGUAAACUGUAUAUAAAACACAGUUUUAUGGUGCAAUUGUUUGUCAACCUUCUGUCUGUUACUUUUGGGGGGGUCAGCAUUGUGUCCCCCCCUUCCCCAUACCUAAGAGCAUCAUGCUAAAAUCUGCAAAGAAAUAUUUGUCGCUUGUAUUUGCACAAGGAUUUUUUUUUCUCUUUUUGGGGAAAACCUGUUACAGGCUUUUUAAUAAAUGCCUGUCCCUUAAUUCAGUUCAGUGUGUGCAACUUUUUUGCCCAGCAAAAUCUGCAUUGGUGGGGUGAGCAUUCACAUAAAGCCUUUUGAAAUUCUGCCAGCUUUACUUUUAAGAGCAAAUUAUUUGUAUUAGUCCAGUCACACUUACUUUGCUGCUAUUUCAUGAAUGCCCCAAAUUAUUCACACGACUCCGAAUGCUUUUAACAUCCUGGUUCUGGUGAAAUGAAGUUCAUUCUACAGUCAUUUUGACAGGCUUAUGGUAAACUUGUACGGUCUCUAUUUCUAUUGUGACCAAUAAACUUCACAGCAGCAACUCUUCCUCCCCACCCUGCUUUUUUGGAGUCUUUUGUGAGAUUUCUCUGAAAAAAACCAAACCUGAAUUUGUGUCUGUUACAAUAUCAUUUUUUUACUAUCCUGUUGCCAUUUUAAAGCCUUCUUUUCAGGGUUGAGGGUGGGGAGACGGGAAUCUUGAAGCUUAGGCCUUAUUUUUCAAAUUUACAGUCACUGGAGUCACGCCUGAGAUAAAAUUGUAGAGUUUAGGGAUCUGUUUCCAAGCAUUUCUGUUUUAAUGACUUCGGUGCACUGCUAAAGCUCACUUUCACACCCCUUUCCUUUCUCCGGUGUGUUAUUUCAGUUGCUGUUUUGACCUGCUGUUAAAAAAAAUAUAAAGUUGUGUGAAGGAUCCCAAAGCAAAAAGAUGAAGGAAAUGGCAUUUUCAGAUAGGUUUUCCUGCCUUGGAGUUGCUAGUUCUGUUUCUGCUACUCCAAGAGAUCAUAAAUGUUUGGGCUCAAGGUCUUCGUGGUGGUCUUCCCCCUUUCCACUGCAACCAUAUCCUCUUCCAACUGUUAAAGAUUAUUUCUAAUUGGUUAGGACAUUUCUCUCCCCCGCCCCGAUUUAAUUUCCAAACAAAUUGUUAAUACAAGCUGUAUAAAAUGAACAUAAUUUUCUUCACUUGUAUUUUUGUUAUUGAGCAAGUUUAUCAAAAUAAAUUGUCUACUU
Messenger RNA from Podarcis lilfordi (Lilford's wall lizard), 49257 nucleotides. The record is from the annotation of a GenBank genome assembly. NCBI's taxonomy places the organism in Eukaryota, Metazoa, Chordata, Lepidosauria, Squamata, Lacertidae.